This is a messenger RNA of Podarcis lilfordi (Lilford's wall lizard), 67048 nucleotides long. The record is from the annotation of a GenBank genome assembly. Lineage: Eukaryota; Metazoa; Chordata; Lepidosauria; Squamata; Lacertidae.
AUGGAGUUUGCCGCCUUGCGCCUUUCUGUUGCCAAGAAACCCGGACACCAGGUGGGGGAGGGGGUGUUAGCUGUCCGUAUUUGUGUGUGAGGGCGUGAGAGUGGGAGAACGGAAACAUCGCCUGCCGAGGAGGAGAAGCCCACUCUGCCUUGGCAACGGGCUGCGGCGGCGCUCCAUCGCUGACAGGCAAUCCGGAGCGCCUCCCCUCGCCGACGAGCGCGCCGGAGGACGAGGAGAAGCGGCUCGCGGGGAGUGUCCCGCCCGCCUCUCCUCCCUCUUUCGGCCGCCUCCUCUUCCCUUUUCUCCCUGGCGGAGCUGGGUGGGCUCCUCUUUCCGAGGAGCCUGGCUGGGCACGGCUGCUGAGUGCUCCGCUGACUGCUGCGGUGUCGUGGAGGAGCGCGGAGCGCGCCAGGAGCCGGUGAGGGCGCGCGGGGCGCACAGCGCAGCGAGGUUUGGCGCGGGGAGGCGCACCCGGAGCCACCGCUUUCCGGACUGGGAAUCAAGCGCUGCGUUGGAUGGAAGGAAGGGAGGAAGAAAGGGAGGGAGGGAGGAAGGAAGGGGCCCGGCCUGCGGCGGAGCUGCGCUGGAAGGCGGGCUGAGGGGAGCGCGCGCUGGGGUGCCACCGGCCAGCAGGGUAGCUCUUGCCUCGAGCGGGGUUUGGGCAUCUCCCAACGUCUCUCCUUUUCCUCCCGGGCCUGUUUUUGUUUCUAUCCUUUUUCGCCUUGCUCUUUCUUUCCCUGGGAUCGUAGGAACUAAGUCCUAGGGGCCGAGGGCCCUUUGCCCCCCCCCAUAAAAUUUGGGUCCCCAAAUGGUGUGGGUCGUGCUCCCCGUCAUGUGAUCGAUGGCGCGAUGUUUCCUUCCAUUAUUUUAUUCAAGUUGGCACCCCGGGGGUUAUUUGGUUGCCCCGCGCCCCGCCCGUGAAUCCCAGGCGCGGCCGCGUUUACUCGCGAGUAAGCCCCCAUUGCGUUCCUCCAAAACGAAACGCGCGCAGGGCGGUGGGGGCGUUGCUGAGCCCGGGUGGCGAAAGGCACCUGCUGCCGCGUCUCCUUCCUUCCUCCGUGACCUCGGCUUGAACUGUGAUUUGGACGGAAGGCUUGCUAAAGGGAUUAAAGAGAUGGCGAUGCCUUCUCACGUGCCUUUCCGGCAACCCACCCGCUCCUAGUUUUAAGCCAAGUUCCUGCGUUGCAGGGGGUUGGACUAGGUGAGCCAUGGGACUCUUCCAACUCCACAAUUCUAUGAUUCUAUGAUAUGGGACUGGGGGUCCAUGCCUGUUGUGGAUCUUGGGGAAGGCGGACUUUUGCUGUUUUGCCUCUGAUACUCCUUCCUUACCACCCCCCACCCUGUUGAGGGUGGAUUGUCCUUUUAUCGGUUAAAAUCUGGUUUCUGUUCUGCCUGGUUUUCUCCCCUCAUGUGCAGCCUAGGAUGCCCUCUUGCUGGUAUCGAUUCUCAUUUUUGUUAUCCUUCUCUCUGCGACAUAAGGAGGUCAUAUAUCGGUUGGAUAGCUUUUUUGCCGGCAUCUGAUUGUGUGGACUGGUGGUAUCCAGCAGCUUUGACCCUGCUGAUGUUCUUUGUGGAGAUAUUUCAGACCUGGCAAAAUAAAUAAAUAAAUGGCAUGCAUUUGAAACUGCGUUCAGAUCAUUGCAAUCAAGCUAUGGUUGUUGGCCGCCCAAUGCGUCUCUUUCUGUGUGCACUCUUUUGAGUGGCAGCCAUGUGGCUCCUGUGUUAACCCCGCGUAAUGAUGCCACCAAACUCUGGGGAGGACCUACCAUGGAAAAGGGGUGGAUUGCAUAGGUGUUCAUAAAUGUCCUUGCUUAGAAAUUAUGUAAACAAAGAUAAAACAUAGCUGAAAUCCACGAACCCGUCAAAAACAAAUAUAUGUAAAACCAUCAUCAUGAAGAAACAAAUAGCAAAUCAGUGGAAAAAACUGAAGCCCAUUUAGGUAGCUAAAUGCAUGUGUUCCUGAACCUGCUUCCCAAACAGCAAAGUGUUCGUCAGCAGGUGCCUAAAGCAAUGUUGUGAGGGGCAGUAGGUAAGAGAGAAUGCCAAGGUAACACAAAAGGAAUGGACGUACAAAGCUUGGGGAAGAAGAACCAGUUCUUGUAUUUAGGAAGGGCGAAUGGUGCAGUCAUCUCAGAAUGAGUACAUGGUACAGUCCUUUCAGAAAGAUGUUCCAUCUGUAUUCUGAUGACAGACCUGCUGUCUUCCGGAAUGAGUAUUCUUGAAACACUCAUUGGGAAAAGAUAAAUACAGCUUAAGCAUUAACACAAAUAAAAGUACCGUAUUUUUUGCACCAUAACACUCACUUUUUUCCUCCUAGAAAGUAAGGGGAAAUGUCUGUGCGUGUUAUGGAGGAAAUGCCUACGGGUGGCAUGCCUACGGAUUUUCCUCCUCUAAAAACUACGUGCGUGUUAUGGUCGGGUGCGUGUUAUAGAGCGAAAAAUACGGUAUUUGUUGAGGGUGAGGAUAAAAAAAAUAGAUAGCAGUUUGAAAGUGGUCAAAAGUGCACCUUGCGUCCAGAGCAAGGGACUUGCAGCUCACAUCAGCACCAGCCAGCAUGCCUAGUGGUCAGAGAUGUUCCAAGUCUUAGUCCAACUGCAUCUGAAAGGCCACUUGUGAUAAAUCCAUGAUUCCUGAUACAUUUUUGUUUCUACUUUAAAUCAGCUGCAGGGGUGUGUGCAUGCAAGUUCAGUUUGGACGGUGGUGGCUGGUGAGGAGGCGGUGCUUUGUUUCCGUCAUCCAAACCUUUCCCCGCCUGGAGCUGGUUGGAACGCCUUGUAUUCUGUACCAACAGCACUGCUCCAACUCAGCUGCAAGAUUGGAUACUGUGAUUGGGCCUACUUCACAUGACAUUUUUAAUGCAUAUGGAAAGAUCUAGGUCAGGCAUCCCCAACCUGCCGCCCUCCAGAUGUUUUGGCCUACAACUCCCAUGAUCCCUAGCUAACAAGACCAGUGGUCAGGGAUGGUGGGAAUUGUAGUCCAAAACAUCUGGAGGGCCGAAUGUUGGGGAUGCCUGAUCUAGGUAUAAGUUGAAUAUUUGCACUUGCUGUACAUUUUGUGCCCCCCCUCCCCAUUCUCAGUUUUGGAAUUCGGAUGUUUUGCACGUGAAAUUAAGCUGCACACAGUAGAUGGUUUCUUGAGCUUGCUGGUUGAAUUGGGAAAGGGCCUGUUUGUGUACAUAGCGAUUUGUGUUAACUUUCAGUGGUUCUGUCCUCUAUUCAAAGUGGUGGUCAGGUUUUGGAUGAGAGCAGUGUAUGGCUGUCAUUACACUAAGGCUGUAGCAAAAAUUUCAGAAGCAUCUGAAACUACUGUGUAGGCUUGUAUGCACGACACAUUUCCCAUUGCUCUUGCUCACUGUAUGGAGCAAAUUGCCACUAAUUACAGCAUGACUCCAAAUUAUGGCUAUGUUUUAGAAGCUCCGAUGGAUUUAAAAGCGUUUUCUGAAAAUUAUUUUUAGAAAGACAGGAGCUGGCAGAGUUAAUUCUGCCUCCAUAUAACCUGCAUUCUCCCUUUUAGUCAUGAGGGUUAAAAUCGCCUUAGCUUUCAAAACAAGGUUUGAUUCGGCAGUUAAGACUUCACAGAAGUUUUCAAAUACAAAAAGAGGCUGCCCCCCCAAGGAAGGGGUGUCAUGAGCUGGUAAUGUGGCUGGGAUCCUUCCUAAUGGUUGCUAUUUAUUUGGGUCAUGGUAUUGCUUUGCGGUGCCAACAAGGGCUCUUGUGUUCCAGGAUCUUCAUUAAUAUAUUGGCAAAGAGAUGGAAAAAUCCAUUUCCCAGACAGCUUACUGUCUUGUGCCAGGCCAUACUAGAGGGACAAGGCAAACAGAGAAUGGUCGAGCAAUGCAAUCAAAUCCUGCACAAUUAGAAUUGCUUCACUUUAAAAGAGAGCCAUUGCCUGCUUCAAACACUGGGUCUUCUUUCCUCUUGUGUCCUCAGUAGGAGGACCCAAACUCUUGUUGGGUGUGUCGACUUUCAGUUUUCUUCAUGUAUAUGGAUUCUGUUCAUGUUAUAUGGAUCUCGUGUGCUUCAGUAAGAUUUCAGUAUUUUUGCUGUGUUUCACUUUCCUCCUGGAAGGAGGAGAAAUCUCACUAGCUGUGUACUGUACCCACUUUUCUUUUAAAAUGUACAGCUGUAUCUUAGUCUGACUCCUAGUCCCUCCCUCUCUCUUUGGGCAGCUGUUAGAAUUUAGCUGUGGGCACAAACCAACCUCUCCUUGUCCUGAAGCACAACGGUGGGCCGCGAUUCGCAGGGAGGAAUCUUGACUUCCAGCUGUUUAGCAAGAGCAGCAACAAAAUGGCACGUAUAGUAUACAUGUGAUUUCACCUCCUGAAAUUAUACUGCUGAAAGCUUGGGGUAGCAGGACUGGCUUUUUGUGUAGAAGGACUGUAGGUUCGAUUUGUUUGGGUACAAGAGACUCUCAGUUUAUGUUCCAGGGAUAGCGCAUAAAGCUAAAACCCCAUAUAGUCAAAACACAUUGGGUGCAAUGGCUAGUAGGAUUGCCAGAGCCUUUUUCCUGGACACCUGACCCCUUUCUAUUUUUCUUUUUAAUUGUCCAAGCAUGUAGAGCUGAAUGUGCACAAGUUAAAUACCAGUAUGUGUAAGUUGUGGGUCUGCUGUACUCAAAACCAAUGCCUGUGCUCAGAAUUUUCAUUAUUUCUAAGCAUAUUCCAUUUGCACCAGGCUCUAGUUGGUCCACAAGGAGGGCUUAUUUUAUUUUAUUUGUUUUUAUUUUAUUUGUUUGUUAGAUUUAUGUACUGCCUUUCAUUGUAAGAUUUUAGGGAGGUUUACAGAAUAAAAACACAGGAUAAAAAGCAGUAAAUCAUUAAAACAAAACAGCAAAACAAUAGCCACUCACUUCCUAAGGUAAAAGGUAAAGGGACACCUGACCAUUAGGUCCAGUCGUGGCCGACUCUGGGGUUGCGAUGCUCAUCUCGCUUUAUUGGCCAAGGGAGCCGGCGUACAGCUUCCGGGUCAUGUGGCCAGCAUGACUAAGCCGCUUCUGGCGAACCAGAGCAGCACACGGAAACGCCGUUUACCUUCCUGCCGGAGCGGUACCUAUUUAUCUACUUGCACUUUGACAUGCUUCGAACUGCUAGGUUGGCAGGAGCAGGGACCGAGCAACAGGAGCUCACCCCAUUGUGGGGAUUCAAACCGCCGACCUUCUGAUCGGCAAGUCCUAGGCUCUGUGGUUUAACCCACAGCGCCACCCGCAUCCCUUACUUGCAUGUUUAAAAGUCUAUAGAAUAUCAAUCAGCCAAAGGCCUGGUUGAAGAGGAAUGUUUUCACUUGGCGUCUAAAAUAUAUAUAUUCCACUAACGGGGAGCCACUACAGAGAAGGACCGUUCUUGUGUUGCCACCCUCUGGACCUCAUGUGAAGGUGGCACACAAAAAAGGGCCUCAGGUGAUCAACGCAGAGCCCAGGAUGGUUUAGGUGGGGAGAGGCGGUAAAGGCAAAGUAAGCCCUGCAAACCUGCCCAUUCCUGCCAUAAGUGAUAACAGUUCACAUUGUGGGAGCUUCUCCAUAAUAUUAGCUCUGUUAGCUAGUACGCCAUAUUCCUUCCCUUACAUUUAUAUACAGUGGUGCCUCGCAAGACGAAAUUAAUCCGUUCCGCGAGUCUCUUCGUCUAGCGGUGUUUUCGUCUUGCGAAGCAACCCUAUUAGCGGUUUAGCGGAUUAGCGCUAUUAGCGGUUUAGCGGCUAUUAAAGGCUUAUCGGCUUAGCUGCUAAAAGGCUAUUAGCGGCUUAGUGGCUUAGAAAAAGGGGGGGGGGGCGAAAAAAAAUCUCAAGACUCGCAAGACAUUUUCGUCUUGCGAAGCAAGCCCAUAGGGAAAUUCGUCCUGCGAAGCAACUCAAAAACGGAAAACCCUUUCGUCUAGCGGGUUUUCCGUCUUGCGAGGCAUUCGUCUUGCGGGGCACCACUGUAUUUUAUACUGGACUGUCGUUGUACUUGAAGUUGACUUUUAGCAUUUUUUUUCUAAUUGCCCAAGUUAGUUUUACGCAUCCCACUCCUGUGUUGUUAAGAGAGUGCUUUUCUGUGUCCCCCCCCAUUGUUGUACAGUGAGAAUAAGUGUGAGUGCAAAAAAUCACCUCUGCAUGGAGCCACAUGUUAAAAAACGAAAAUAACAUUUCCUAUUUUUGUGUCUCCUUUUUUUGUGUCGCUCCCUGCCCCUUUCCCCUUUUUCAGAUGCUCCCACCUUCUUCCUCAGAAACAAAAGUUGGUGGUAAACCCCUCCCACCUGCUGCAGAAAAAAAAGCUGUUAAUACAUUUCACACCAGCGUGUCUCUUUUUACAUACACCUUUGGUGUCAUAGCAGGAAAAAGACAAACCCCCUCAUGAACUUGUUAACCUCAUACUCUCCUUCCCUGUGUUACUAUGAAAUUCCAUUUUGUGUUUCCUUUUGUGAUGGGCUACACUUGUGUCAGGGACGCGGGUGGCGCUGUGGGUAAAACCUCAGUGCCUAGGACUUGCCGAUCGUCAGGUCGGCGGUUCGAAUCCCUGCGGCAGGGUGCGCUCCCGUUGCUCGGUCCCAGCGCCUGCCAACCUAGCAGUUUGAAAGCACCCCCGGGUGCAAGUAGAUAAAUAGGGACCGCUUACUAGCGGGAAGGUAAACGGCGUUUCCGUGUGCUGCGCUGGCUCGCCAGAUGCAGCUUGUCACGCUGGCCAUGUGACCCGGAAGUGUCUUCGGACAGCGCUGGCCCCCGGCCUCUUAAGUGAGAUGGGCGCACAACCCCAGAGUUGGACACGACUGGCCCGUACGGGCAGGGGUACCUUUACCUUUACCUUUACACUUGUGUCUCUGAAGUAUAAAAACAGGUCAGGUCAAAAUAAAAUUUCUCUCAUGUGUUUACCCUGUGAUUCUUGUUUAGCUUAAGUAAAUCGAGGUUUGUAAACUUGGCCUAACAUUAAGAACUGCAUCCUCCAAGAUUAAAAAGUAAUUUUUAGAAAGCCACAUUUUCCCUGUUCUUUGGGCUCUGUUUUCACUUUUGUGCAUGCAUAACAUGCACAAAGUUUCAGAAAUACCCAAUUGUUUGCUCACUUGCACUGCCAUUCAGAUAAUGACAGGCGCGGCUGUCUAUGUUAAUUGUUGACCAUGUGAAAGCAGAGGAUAAUGGGCACAAACCGCUCCAUAGGCAAUUGUGGGCAAGUCCUGCCAGUCCUGGUAGUAUUCGCUGUAUUUUUCAUAGAGGCAUAUAAUUUGUAGAGUUGGAAGGUACUCCAAGAGUCAUUGAGUCCAAACACCUGUAAUGCAGGAAUCUCAGCUAAAGCAUCCAUGGCAGGUGUCCAUCCAACCUCUGCUUAGAAACCUCCCAGGAAGGAGAGUCCACAUCUCCUGAGGGAGAGCGUUCUACUGACCAUCAGCUCUUACCGUCAGAAAGUUUUUCCUGAUGUUUAGUCGGAAUCUUCUUUCUUGUAACUUGAAGCCAUUGGUUCGAGUGUGACCCUCUGGAGCAGAAGAAAACAAGCUUGCUCCAUCUUCCCUGUGACAGCCUUUGAGAUAUUUGAAGAUGGCUGUCACCUCUCCUCUCAGUCUCCUCUUUACCAGGCUGAACAUAGGAAAUUCCCUCAACUGUUCCUAUACCAGCUGCACUGGCUCCCGGUGGAGUACAGGAUCAGGUUUAAGGUGCUGGUUUAAAGCCCUAUACGGCCUAGGACCUUCGUACCUACAGGACCGCCUCUCCUGGUUUGUCCCACGGAGGACCUUACGGUCUUCAAACAAAAGCAUCUUGGAGGUCCCGGACCACAAGGAGGUUAGGCUGGCCUCAACCAGAGCCAGGGCUUUUUUGGCUGUGGCCCUGAUCUGGUGGAACGCUCUGUCACAAAAGACUAGGGCCCUGUGGGACUUGACAUCUUUCUGAAGGCCCUCAAGACAGAGCUGUUCCACCAGGCCUUUGGCCAAGGCACAGCCUGACCCCCUCCUUUGGUAAUCCUCACUGAACUCUGGCCCAAUGGUUGCCAUUAAUUUGAUUUGAACUGUAUAAUGAAUUGAUUUUAGACUGCUGUAUUAUUUUACUGUUGUUAGCCGCUCUGAGCCCGGCUUCGGCUAGGGAGGGCGGGAUAUAAAUAAAAUUUAUUAUUAUUAUUGCUGUUAUUGUUAUUGUUAUUAUUAGGCUUGGUUUCCAGACCCUUGGUCCUCAUGGUUGCCCUCCUCUGCACACGUUCCAGCUUGUCAACCCCCUUCUUAAACUGUGGUGCCCAGAAUUGGACACAGCACUCCAAGUGUGGUCUGACCAAGGCAGAAUUGAGUUACUUCCCUUGAUCUGGACACUAGAAUCCUGUUGAUGCAGCCUAGAAUAGCCUUAGCUUCAUUUGCUGUUGCAUCACACUGUCAGUGUGGUUUACAUAAUAGGUGUGCUUUAAAUAUUUGGGCUGAAUCUGACUUGCAGUGGCCGUACUCAUUUGCAGUUGCUGAGCUGGUACGAAGUCUCCUAGCAUCUCUUGUAGGAGAGGACCUCUGCUGUGUGAACUCCGCCCUUGAAGGCUUCUCACACAGGCAGGCACCAUUUGGUCUUUUUAAGCCUUGCCAAUGCCUCAUUAUGACAUCAUGGCACUGGGUGGGUGCAGCUGGUCACUGAAACCCUGAAUAUUAAAAACAAAAUGAUGGAGGGUUUGGUUUUUGACUUCCAUGGAACAAAUUUAUCCUCCAAACUUGUGGUCAGUUAUGUGCAAAAAAAAUCCAUGUUGUAAUUUUUACUGAGACUUUUGCUGCUUUUGCUCCUUUCCCAUCUGCCUUUUGUAAAUCACAUUUCUGUGCCACUUGCUUGACUUUGCCUACUUAUGGUAGAAUAUAAGAAUUAUUUGGAGCCCUGUUUGAAGAGGCUUACCCAAUGGUUAUUAGUGCAGUAGCUGAGCCAGGAUGGAUUGAGGUGUGUUCAGAGGGACAAGAUGCACCUAAAACGUGGCUUUCCUGCUGCCAGGCUCUGUGCUCAAAAUAUAUUUUCUCCAAAUUUGCAUGCUUGCAAAACCGUAUGUUCUGUUACCCAAAUGUUAUGCAAAGUGGUUACUAAAAAUAAAUAUUCAGAGAACCAGGCUACACAGUACAUAAACGUGGUUUUCCCUGCAUCUUAAUAUUGUGCUUGUUUUUUUUAAGGUGCGGAUGAACAGCUAGCCUGAGAAGAGUAGCUCUUUUUAUCAAUCACAAUCUGCAUUCGCAUCUAAAUAUUCAGCUGCCAUUGUUGAUGCAAAUAAUGAAUAGUUGAAGGCAAGUGAUUCUUUUGGAAACUCUGGAUGAAAAAAGCACCACCGCAAAAACCAAUUCUUCAUACUGAUACAUACUGAUAAUCAGUUUCCUUUUUCACAUCUUUUCGUUUCCCUUGCUUUGGUUUCUCUCUUGCAGGCAUUUGCGUGCUUGCCAUCUUGCUGAUCAAAGUUAUCAGUGCCUCUUUUAAUGUGACCCAAUUUCUUCCAUGAUUUCCACUCUCUCUGAUGAACUUAGGGCCAUUACAUUAAUCAUACUUGGUAUAACUGUUGGAUGUUAAAGGUAAAGGGACCCCUGACCAUUAGGUCCAGUUGUGACCGACUCUGGGGUUGCGGUGCUCAUCUCGCUUUACUGGCCGAGGGAGCCGGCGUUUGUCCGCAGACAGCUUCCGGGUCAUGUGGCCAGCAUGACUAAGCCGCUUCUGGCGAACCAGAGCAGCGCACGGAAAUGCCGUUUACCUUUCCGCCAGAGCGGUACCUAUUUAUCUACUUGCACUUUGACGUGCUUCCGAACUGCUAGGUUGGCAGAAGCUGGGACUGAGCAACGGGAGCUCACCCUGUCGCGGGGAUUCAAACCGCCAAGCUUCUGAUCGGCAAGUCCUAGGCUCUGUGGUUUAACCCACAGUGCCACCCGCGUCCCUAACUGUUGGGUGUUGCACCACUCUUAUUAAUAAGAGUAUAGGUUCAAGUGAAUUGUGGCCAUUGGCCAAAUUUGCUGGUGCUGACGGGAGUUGUAGUUCAGCAACAUCUGGAGGGUCAAAGCUUCCCCAUACCUGUUCUACGGCAAAUGUAGAAAGCAUAUUAAAAUGCCUGGGUUACAAUUAACUACUGUGUAAUGUAAGAAUAGGAGGGCAAAUCCAUGUGUGAAUAAAGCUUGAAAGACAAGUUGUAAAUCUGGGAUGGGCUGUUUUACUUUGUUAUAAAAUUAAAUAGCAUUGGGGAUCCACCUUUCUUUCAGCUUUUGUGAAUCAAAGCAAGUUGCCCUCAGGGUCCAACACAAAUGGUGACUUGGAAAUAAAUAGAGUUUGUUUCUGCAUUUUUUUUAAUAGCAUACUUAAGACUCUAGUCUUUGAAUUUGAGGUAGGACAGCUUUUCUGUGAGCUUGUGCAGUGCCACAGUACAGCUGUUGCACCCUUGAACUUUAGACAGUACUGUGCUAGCAUAGUAAUAAUCAUUGUGGAACUGAGAUGUGGUUUUGAUUGUAAGAGGGCAACAUCAGCUGAUGCCAUAAAGGGGAAAAAAGGUUGAAUCACAAGACUGCUUUUACCUUGUGGUGGCUGCUUGGAAAUGCAUCUGGCGGUGGGAAUGCUUUUCCAAUGUCAAUAUCGCGAUAGGCCACAUCACUUUAAACUUUGCAUUCUAUACGUUUCCAGCAAUAAUAAUAAUAAUAAUAAUAAUAAUAAUAAUAAUUUAUACUCCGCCCUCCCCAGCCAAGGCUGGGCUCAGGGCGGCUAACAAGCAAUAAUAAAAACAAGUUGAAUGAAUACAACUUAAAAACAAGAUUAAAAUACAACAUUAAAACAUUAAAAUGCAGCCUCAUCACAGGCUAUGUGGAGAAUGAUCUCUGUAUAAAAACAUGAAGCUGCUCAAAAGUCAGGACACACAUUUUCUUUUUAACACAUUUCCCUUCUUUUGCUAUGCACAUCUUUAGACUGCCUAGCCUAGCAUCCGUAGCACACUGGUGCUACACUUAAGCAAACUGAGCUCAGAUGACUGAUGCACCUCUAAGCUUUCCAAUGGAAAAGUAUUGAGCUGAUAAAUAGAAGUGAAUUCUAGUGAAGUCUCGCCUUCUAUGGCAUGUAUAGCUUUAGGGCUGUAUUGGCUCUCUUGUUUUUCUCUGGAAGCAGGUUGCCUUAGAAAUGCUUUAACGAUUGGAAAUUGCAUCAGUUUGAAGUUAAUGGUGAUGGGUCCAUAGCAACACUUACAGGGUCAUAGUAAUUAUUUCCCUGUAUUCCUUAAUGCAGCGAGUGUUCUAACUAGGUUGUACUCUGCUUACAAGCUAGUAUGGAAACUAUGAUCGUCUCCAGAAAAGUUCAUGGCUACAAUUUGGAGGCGACAGGGUAUGCUGGAACUGUGGCUGAUUAAAAUCUGAACAGAGUAUUGUAAAAAUGGCAAAGGUUACAGAGUUCAUUCAGUUAUGGGAUGGCAGGGGAAAAAAUGGUCUGUAUGACAAUGACAUGAUUGAUAAACUUUAAGAGGAAUAUAUAUGGAUUAGAUAUUCACUGUAAAAUAAAUUCAAAAUGGUAUCGAGCUGUUAUUAUGCUUAAUGGUUAGAUUUAUAAUCUUAAACAAUAUUCCCCUUUAUUGUAUUUACGUUAUCGUUGAGGUAUAUUUUAUGGUAUGUAGUGCUAUUGAUUUUAAUAUAUGUGAACAUGAAAACAAGAUCUCUCUCCCUCCCCCCCCCCCCCUGUGUGUAUGCUAGGCUUUGCUCUGGUUUUGUUUUGAAGUUAACUUUAGUCAUGAGAGGUAAUCUUUAGAAAACCACAAUAUUUUCCUUGAGAAUUUUCUCAGAGAGUUAACCUGCUUCGCUCAAAGUUCCUUUUUGUUCCAAGUGUGGUGGCUCAUGUUAAAAAGGUAAAGGGACCCCUGACCAUUUGGUCCAGUCGUGACAGACUCUGGGGUUGCGGCGCUCAUCUCGCUUUAUUGGCCGAUGGAGCCGGCGUACAGCUUCCGGGUCAUGUGGCCAGCAUGACUAAGCCGCUUCCGGCGAACCAGAUCAGCGCACGGCAACGCCGUUUACCUUCCCGCCGGAGCAGUACCUAUUUAUCUACUUGCACUUGGACGUGCUUUCCAACUGCUAGGUGGGCAGGAGCAGGGACCGAGCAAUGGGAGCUUACUCUGUUGCGGGGAUUCGAACCGCUGACCUUCUGAUCGGCAAGUCCUAGGCUCUGUGGUUUAACCCACAGCGCCACCCGUGUCUCGUGGCUCAUGUUAUGGAACCGUAAACCUUUAGGCUUGUUCAUUAGUUGGCAUCCGUCACUCUCUUGAGACAAUGGUGAAAUGCUCCAUCAGGGUUAAAGUCAAACCAUUGGAGAGUUAUAGCGCCUGCUGUACCUGUAGAGGCCAGUACAGGAGAGACAUGUUUUAUUGCAGCUGGGGCAGAUGAAGGCAUCCGGUUUCUCUGUUACAGACGCACCACGAUGUUUCUUCUGUCUGUGCUCCUCCCAGCAGUUAUUUCUCCUCUGGUGACUGCUGGUACAACCUGACUGUCUCCAGGCACUGCGGUCAUCUGCAAGGGAUUCCCACAUGGUGGGGUUGAUGUUGCCAGGCUCCAUGUCACAUUUGCAGACAUCUUUAUAGCGCUUUUUAAUUGCGGUGUGUUUAUGUAUCAUGCUAUAAAAUCACUUUUCAUCCCCCCAAAAGACUACAAUAAUUUUAUACACUGUCUCUGUUCAUGGAGACUUUUAGGUCAUUGGAUAUUCAUGGUACAAGAGUGAUCAUUAAACAUGAGAGAAUUGAGAGUCAUGCUAGCUACUGCUCCCUUUGCUCUGAAGCAUCUGUAACUGUGGUAAUUUGUGUGUGUGUGUGGGGGGGGAAGUCUUCUCACUAAUGGACUGGUAAGUACGGACUAAUUGUUUUGCCACCGCUUCCAUUUUGCCAGCAGUCAAAAAUGUAGUCCAGCAUGUCAGAUUAAUCAAAAGCUUUUAAAGAGGGUGGGCAGUGAGGAGAGGGAACCAUCUCUCUAAUGAAUGCUCUGGGUUGUUGCUUGGUUGCUGUUCAUUUCUGCGGUUUCUGAGCUUACACUUCACCGAAGCCAACCUCUUCUGACAGUCUCUGUUUUCUAAAACUGUGGUCGCAUGGUCCGUAUGGCUGAGUGCUAAGGCCAUUUCUAAGGUUCCCUCUAUCAAGCAUCGUUGAUAAUGUGAAUAUACUAAGUGUUCACAUCAGGGUUAUUUGGAGAUUAUUUGGAGAUUGCAAGGUCACCCACACUCACACCCAGACAAGUCAGCUUAGGGCCUCCAUGAAGCCUUGUGGCACGGUUGUUUCUGUAAUUGUGAACACUGUGUAGCUCUGUUUCUCCUAUAUUUCUACGUUUCUCUAGCUCCAGGUUCUUUCCAAGAGAUAAGGCUACCCAAAAUGUUGCUGGGGAGCACUGCAAGAGCUGUCAAUUUGUUCAUUGUUCAACCACAGCAGCAAAUGACUUUCUAACAUGUUAAAAGCUUAGUUGUGUUUGUGUGUGUGGUUUUGUUUUGUUUUUUAAAAAAUUUCUGUGUUUAUUAAAGUUCUGCUUUAAUAAAAAUACAAAGCCCAGAUCUCUUCAGAACUUCGCAGGCAGAGUUCUAGACAGCCUCAUAUUUUAAGGACUUAUUUGAGGCCUGUAAAGUCUAAUUCUGAGAACACAAGCGACCACUGGAAAGGCUAUAAAAACGGGCAGUCAAAAAUACACACCACUUGCUGCCUCUUGUUUAUUUUAAGGUGAGAAAGAACAAGAGAGGAGCCCCUCCUCCCUUCCCUGUAAAGGAUUAUGGUGGAAAAUAAGUGCCUUUUACUUCUCCCACAAAAAGCCCCUGGACCUGUUAGUUUGCAGGAUACUAGCAGGAUAAUCCACAGGUGGGCGGGGCUCACAUGCCUGUAAAUUUAAUCUGCUUUGGCUAAAAGAGAAAAAAGUUACAGUCCUUUUUUUAGAUUUCCCAUUAUAGUGAAAAGGAAGCACAUUUUAUCCAUUUUAUACUGAGCAGCUUGGAAUCCAGAUUACAGAUGGAAGUGAAGAAAGCACAGAACAGCUCAGAAACAGAUUAGGAUUUAUUUAUUUUUUAAUGCACAGAUACAAGCCAAAUCUUGUAGUUUGAAUAUCCCAGCAGUACUAAUCGUAGUAUGCUGAGAGAUAGAUUGUGGUGGGAUUCAUCCUUGCUUCAGCAUAUCGAAACCAUGUUUUAAUUAGUUCAGAAUUCCUCGAUUGCUAAAGCUCCCUUUGUACUUUCUGAAGAGUACCUGCGGUUAUAGUUCAGCAGCUUUUAAUGUCUUGUUGAGUGCUUUCCAGUGAACAUCGGUUCAGACCGGCAAUGUCUUUGCAAGAAUAUUUCUCCUUAGAAGCAAGUUUGUGCACCUAUUCAUGCAGACAUGAAAGAGAUGGCAAUCUGCUAGCAGCAGCAGCCGGUGGGGUCGGACCGCAGAACUGGCCUCUCAUCAAGCCUUAUAGGAGUAUGAUGGCUUAGUCCUAAGUAGCAAAGUCUUCAUUAUGUGGAAUGGAAAGGAUGUUGAAUAUGUUAGGCAGACUUCCUUCUUGACGUAUCUGCUAUAUUUUUCACUAAAACCCCCAAAUCUAUUGUUCAGAGCCAAGUGCAAAAGACAUCCAAUUAGAAUUAAAGAACGGGGUGCCUUGAGGCACAUUCAGAACCUAGGAAUUUGUUUUCAGAUCCAGAACUGGAUUGAGCCCACAGGGCCUUUGCACAAAAGUCCUCUUCUGGUUAGCCUUCUUCUUUGCAGCAGCCCAAUUUAGGUGCAAAAAGGCAUUUUGCUGUUGCUAAACAGUUGGGUGUCAAACCCUUGGUCUACCACAAAUCACCCAGAGCUCUCCAUGCAGAGCCCAGUGUGCCUGUUGCUCACUCCUGGAUUAAACAGUGGUGAGAAUUUCUGAUUUGGGAAGAGCAGAGGCAUUAUCCCCUAACCCUUGAAAAUAACUAAACGUGGUUGGUGAAAAAUGAAGUAUUUUCUUUUGGGGGGGGGGCGUUUGAGCAUCCUAGGACAUACAUAGACUGUUACAGGAUGGUUCCAUUGAGCCAUGCUAGCAGCGAAACUGACAAAUCUGCAACGUUUUAUCCAUUGGGAAAGUUUCAUUUUAUCAAGUGGCUUACAAAUUCUACAAACAAACAAACAACAGCAUUGGAAAGCAUGGACCAUACCAAGCUCAGAAAACUGGAUACAAGACUUCCUGCAGUUAGCAGGCAGCAAAUAUUCUGCUUCCUAAACAUAAAAAGACAACUUCCAGGAGACCUGGGGUGUUGUUGUUUUUUUGGAACUCUUUGCUGAGUAAUAUCCACAACCAAAAGUUUAAUAGCCAAAAGUUUAAUAUGGAUUAAUAGCUAACUUGACAAGGGUUUAAUUCCCCACCGCCGGGUUGGCAUGCCACAGGAAGCUGUGUUCAAGAACUGAAUCCUGAUUUGUUGAGCCACCCAUCAUUCUAUGAGGAUGAUAUUGGUUGCCACUUUGAUAAUAUUGAAUGGUAGCUUCAGUUGCAUAGACUCCAUGUGUUUAUUCCACUUAACAGAAAAUCUAAGACUUGUGUCCACUGCAACAGCCAUGCAGCUCCACGAUUUUGGUGAAGCUGGAACUAAACACAGGGUUAGACACCAUACCGUAUCAAUAACACCUAAAUAAUGCAUCUGUUAAAGGAGUUGCCCUUAGGUUAACUUCCCAGCAUUUUGGAGCCUGUGUGAACUGGAAAUCCCUUAAUACAACAUGUUAAAGCAAAAGGUUUUUUUGUUAAUUGAAUGCUAUUUUAAUCCAACAUAUGCUAUCAGAUACAGCUGGGCUCACCAACCUGGUGCCCAUGGGCUCUGCUUCUCCCAUUACAGCUUCCAGUGGUGCCCCUGGGAAGGUGCGCUGAGCUUUCAUUACACACACACAUUCUCUAGCCCUUCUACAGAGAAAGUUAUGGGCCAAAAUGUCCCUUGUAAGCAUUAUCUGUCAAAUGAGAGUUCAUUCACACAUGCAAGUCAUCUCUUGGGAUGCUGCAGGGAUCUAGUCAUGAACAUGCGUUCUGUCAAUCCACCCAUAGUUCUUCGUGUUCACGAGAAGAUGACUGCAGGGUCGCGAGAAAGAUGACUCGCAACUGUGAAUAAAGCUUCCCAUCUUGAACACUGUAGGCAGACCUUGCAGCAGCUGCGUUUGGCUCAAGAUAGUAAAUGUAUUCAGUGGUUAAGUCAUCCAAAUAUGAGAUGAGGAGGGUAGCACAUCCCUGGGUGAAUCAGCGCUGAGGACCAGAGAGGGGACUGGUCAUCUUGCAGCAUCCCAAGCAUGUUGUCAUUAGGUUGUGAAGCUGCCUUGAGCUUAAAAGGAUGGGUCAUCAUUUAAAUUAGCCGGUGACUCAAGUAAUAAUGUGGGCUUAAAUGUUCCCAUCCCCUUUCAUCUUGCUCAGCAUGUUAGCAUGUGUAGACAUUUAAGCUGGCAUUAUCGCUGUAGUAAAUAGACUUUUAAACAAUUGUGGCCUGUGAUGCAUUGUGAGCAAGACGAUCCAGUAGCACUUCUGCCUCUGGGAACGAAGCAUUUUAAAAUAAGGAGGUGAGAAAAUGGCAAGACUCCUGUGACCCCUGCCUCCUUGCUGCAGAGUGAACUGUUUCCCUUCUUUCUUCCCCUCUUUAAGGGCAACCAUGCUGGGGCUUUUUUUUAGCAUUGUAUAUUUUAAGACAUGUGCAUUUUUACAUGUUACCUUUUAAAGAAAUGGAUUGCUUUUUCAAAGGGAUGGAUCUUACUUGGGGAUGGUUGAGGACCAGAGAGUUGGGGGAUGGGGGGAAGAUGAGAAGAAAACCACAUCUUUUUGGAGUGAAUUCAUGGUGCAGAACCUUUUGCUCCUUGAGGGCUGAAUUUGCUCAGGGAGAAGUGGUUGUGGUCUCCAAAUUGAUGGUGGGUGUGCAUGGAUGUAGCCAGGAUUUACACUGGGAGAGCAGGACCCCCACCUGUCGUCAUCCUCUGCGUAGUUCUGUCUAGCAGAUUCGGAAUGAAAUGUCUCAACAACGGUUGUCGGGGGGGGGGAAUCUGCCAACAUCUUCAGUCAUUUGAAAACCAGGAAGGUAAAUUGAAAAGAAAUAUGGAAGCUAGGAGCUAAAUGGCACCUUAAACCUAGGUUAUGGACGCAUAAACAUAAUGUCUAGGCACACUUUUUUAAUAACAAAGCUGAAAAUGAAUGAACUGCAACUAAAAUAUUAUGUUCAUUUUUCACAGGGUCUAGUCCUUCCCCUGCCCUCCCCCCUAAUAUUCUUAAGAGGGCCUCUUCUCCAGUUUUCGGAGAGUAGCUGGAAGUGGGGAGACAGAAAAAGGUCCUCUUUCCACUCUGAAGUUUUAAUCUGAAAUCUUAGGUGCAGUACUGGGCUCAGAGUUCACUCUAAGGAAAUCCCCUAUUGCAAAAUGCGCCUGGAACAAUGGGAGUUUCGAACACUGCUCAGCUGGCAUACCAGAUGGAGCUGGUAAACAGCUGCCCUGGACACAGAAUUGACCUGCGCCUCCAUGGACAGCUGUGAGUCCCAAAUGACUUCCUGGCUGUGCACCUAGUCCUUCGGGGGCACAGUUACUCCAUUCAGGGGCCCCAACCCCACCAGCCCCCUGUUGCCCCACCCCAAAAGUACGGUGGUACCUUGGGUUACAUACGCUUCAGGUUACAGACUCCGCUAACCCAGAAAUAGUACCUUGGGUGAAGAACUUUGCUUCAGGAUGAGAACAGAAAUCGUGCUCCGGUGGCGCGACGGCAGCAGGAGGCCUCCGAGCAUGUUCCUUUGGUCCUGGGUUUCGUAACAUCUGAAUUGUAUCAUGAGUGUCAGCUUGGCUGCAAGAAGCAUGGUUAGCAGCCCACUUACCAGACUGCUGUUUUGUGCUGUCAUUCUUGCAACAGGUGGAAAUUGUGGGUGCAGUGAGUGACAUGAAAAUUACAGUGCAGACCAUGGCAUCUUGGCUGUGGGCUUAUUGGCAGCUGAGCCAGCAGCGCCAUUUUAGCUCUGCGGGGGUGGGAGUGGGACUAACAGGGUGACCCAGAUUGGAUACUGUCCCCCAUCAGUCCAUGCCUCCAGUUAAAAUGACAAAAGGGUCCGAUCUAGGCAGACAGACUGUAUAUGUUUUAGGGAUUCUUAUGGGUUUCAUUGAGUCUGUGCAAACCAACCUGAUUCACCCUACCUGAACGAAUAAGCGGAUCAAAACAUCAUGAUCCUUCAGUUUUUGCAGUUCUGCACAUUUACUGUUCUUGGCUUAAUAAACGUGCCCAAAUGCAUAUUAAAAGUGCCUUUUUAGGGUAAAAAUGUCUACAAAUGUGUGCGUCUUGAAGUAAAUUUCAUAUUUCGGUGAAAAAAGACCGGUCCAAAAUAAUGCACUUUUUCUUCUUCUUUUUUUAAAAGCAAAGUGAAUAGAAGCAGAACGGAGCAAACUUGUGAAUGAACAUGCUUGGAUCUGCCACAAACCAGAAAUAGACUUAUCUGUUCGUCCCUGAUGUGUUUUGGCUAACCUAACUACCCACUCACUCUUAACUUCCGGUUUAGUAAGAGUGCUUCUCUUUCUUUGCUGAGUUCUUUGGUUAUCAGUUAAUGGAGCUAGAAUGAAGUUUUAUCAAGCCUUCAGAUUGGCCCAACCAGGCUUAGAGUUCUUGCCUUCUUCAUAGCAAAGCGGCUUUUCUUAAAGGGGGUUCAAGUUAUUAUGCCGUUUUACUUUCUCAGCCGUGUGCUGCCAGUGGACUAGGCUAGUCCCCUAAAUGUUCCCAAUAAAUUAGGAGCCCGGUGCCUCCUUCCCUAAGCCUGGGAAGCUUCUGCUUGGCUUAGGGAGGGAAGCACGAUGCUCAUGCGCACAACAUCAGGACAUCGCGAUAUCACUGGUGCGAUGUUGCCCCCCUCACAAUCUGAUGACUGUGACCCGAACUGUUUCCCUAUGAAGAAUUUCACUGCAUGCUGCUGGAUUCUUCAUGAUACCAUAAUGUUCAUAAGCUGGCAUGGCGUCAUGACUACAGUGCUGGACUAAAACUCCUGGGAGGCCAGAGUUUGAAGCUCAUUCAGCCAUGAAGCUCACUGGGUGACCUUGGGCCAGUCAAUAUCUCUCAGCCUACCUCACAGGGUUGUUGUAGGGGUUCGUGGAAGAGGCUGUGAGUCCUGGAAGACCUGCUCCCUGCCUUGCAGGUCUUUUUCCACCUUGCCUGGGAGCCCUGACUGACUCCAGCUGCAAAAGCUGAGGCUGCUGAACAGACUUUUGGACUGGGGUGUUGUUGUGGGGUGGUUGCUGCUGCUGCUGUUGGGUUUUUCUUUUUUUUUGUAUCUUUACUAUAGAUCUUGUUCUGCUUUAUGUGGAAAUUGUUCAGUUUGGUUGUGCAUUUUAAAAAAAUAUUUAUUGCUCACGACUGCUUUUGUUAUGCUGCAGUUAUGUACUGUAUUUUUCCAUGUUGCAAGCUGCCUUGAGCAUAGUUUGAACUGUGGAAAGGCAGCAUACUAAUAAAAUUAUGUGUGUGUAUGUAUGUAUGUAUGCACAGGGUGUCCUGCCAGCCUAGCAGUUCGAAAGCACGUCAAAGUGCAAGUAGAAAAAUAGGUACCGCUCCGGCGGGAAGGUAAACGGCAUUUCCGUGUGCUGCUCUGGUUCGCCAGAAGCGGCUUAGUCAUGCUGGCCACAUGACCCAGAAGCUGUACUCUGGCUCCCUCGGCCAAUAAAGCAAGAUGAGCGCUGCAACCCCAGAGUCAGCCACGACUGGACCUAAUGGUCAGGGGUCCCUUUACCUUUAUGUACAGGGUGAGUUUUUUCAAGGGCCUCUUUUAAAGGACUCACAUUAUGAACUGAUGCUUUAGAAACCCUAUAGAAGAGUCCCUUAAAAGAAUGCUGGGUUUGGAUGCCAUAAGCUAAGGUUGCCGUAUUUCACAAGGUAAAAACCAGGAUACAUUUGUACCUUUGUUCUCGAACAGAAUGUGUUCUGGGAGUCCAUUCGACUCACAAAACCAUUCGAAAACCAAGGCACUGGAAGUUUGGCUUCCAAAAAUCAUUCGAAAACUGGAACACUCACUUCGAUCAUUCGGGUGCCGAUUUGUUCGGGAGCCAAGGUGUUUGAGAUCCAAGGUACAACUGUACCCCAAAAGUUGUUAAGCUUUUUAUAGGAAGACACCAAAAUUGUUAAGCUUUUUUUAAAGAAUAAAUUGUUCGGCUGACUUGUCUAAGAUCCAAGACAAAGCGCCGCCUUGAACGUCAAUUCCAUCUUUGAAAUGUAUGGCAGCCCUACUAUAAGCUAAUCUAACAUGGGUACUUAGGACAGUGUAUACCUUUAAAAGUUGUACAGUGGUGCCUCAGGUUACAUACACUUCAGGAUACAGACGCUUCAGGUUACAGACUCCGCUAACCCAGAAAUAUUACCUCGGGUUAAGAACUUUGCUUCAGGAUGAGAACAGAAAUUGUACUCGGGCAGCGCGGCGGCAGCAGGAGGCCCCAUUAGCUAAAGUGGUGCUUCAGGUUAAGAACAGUUUCAGGUUAAGAAAGGUUAAGAACGGACCUCCGGAACGAAUUAAGUACUUAACCUGAGGUACCACUGUAUAGAAGAGGAAUGAGAUAAAGAGCCCAGUUGGUAGAGCACAAGCCUCUUAAUUUCAGGGUCGUGGGUUCAAGCCCUGCAUUGGGCAAAAUAUUCCGGCUUUGCAGGAAGAUGACCCUCAUGGUCCCUUCCAAUUCUAUGUUUCUAUGAAUUAUUUCAGGAGGUGUAGCUUGUAUCUUUUGCCACCACUUGAGGACUGGCUUCCAGCCACAUAUUUGGCUGGUGGCUACAGGUACCUGAGCUGCUUAUAUCAUCUGUUCCCCUGUCAGCUUUACGCAGCGGAUGAGCUGGAUCAGUCUCUCCUGCCUCUAGGCAGGCUGGCGGCGGCAGCGUUGCAGCGUCCCAACUUAUUUUACGCCAAAUUAGUAAGAAAGCUAUAAGCGUCAAAACUGUGUCCUAUUUUUCCACUUGGCUUAGAGAGCCUGCCUCGUCCUUUUCCUCCUUUCGGGUCCCCCUGCACGAUGCGGAUUUUGAAGCUUGCACCAAAAAGUCUCUUUUGCCACCAGUUUAAGCGUUAAGAGCAUGCUCCUUCCGACAUGGAGAAUCGUGAAGUUUUGUGUAAGUCAGCCCUUGACUGAAGCAUUGCAGAACACCAACUGCACGAAUAAAAACACUGAGUGAAUCAUUAGUUGAAAUUAUUCCCCACUUAGCUAUUCAGCUGCUGAACAGGCUUGGAGAGUUAGAGGCAGGCCCUCUGAAAAGGUGGCCGCGGAGAACUGCUUAAUACCAGAGGAUUUGGAGAGGAUUCUUACCUUUGGUGAGCAGGGAUUACUUUCAAGCAAGAAGGCAGGGGAGCUUUGCAACAACAAAAAAGGGUGUUUCUUUUGUUUUGGACCGCAGGUAGCUAAUGUGCUGCACAAACUUGUGUAGGUGGACUUUGAAAGGCAAAGUCACAGCCUUUAUGGAAACUCCAGGAGUCGUAGAAUCAUUGAAUGGUUUGUUUAAAGACUCCCUUUCAUCUUCAAGUGGCUUUUUGUCAUCCAUUUUUUUAUGGGGGGGGGAUUGUUUAGUUUUCCAUUCCUAUGCUGUUUUGUCCAUAUAGCAGAUACUAUUAAAUGUUCAAGGGACGCGGGUGGUGCUGUGGUCUAAACCACAGAGCCUAGGGCUUGCCAAUCGGAAGGACAGCAGUUUGAAUCCCUGCAACGGGGUGAGCUCCCGUUGCUCGGUUCCAGCUCCUGCCCACCUAGCAGUUUGAAAGCACAUCAGAGUGCAAGUAGAUAAAUAGGUACCACUCCGGCAGGAAGGUAAACGGCAUUUCCGUGCGCUGCUCUGGUUCGCCAGAAGCGGCUUAGUCAUGCUGGCCACAUGACCCAGAAGCUGUAUGCCGGUUCCCUCGGCCAAUGAAGCGAGAUGAGCGCUGCAACCCCAGAGUCGUUCGAAACUGGACCUAAGGUCAGGGGUCCCUUUACCUUUACCUUUAGGGUAAAGGGUCUCAGCUAUACAGUUGCAAAUAAAAUGUUUAAAGUGUGUUUUAAGUGCAAUAUACAAUCUGACACUAGAUGGCGAGCCUUAUGGAAAAUUCGAUGUAUUUUUUAAACCCCUUUUUAAAAGUGCUAUUGGACGGUUUCCAGGGAUAUCAGACAGGAAUUGAUAUACAGUGGUGCCUCGCAAGACGAAAUUAAUCCGUUCCGCGAGAGUCUUCGUCUAGCGGUUUUUUCGUCUUGCGAAGCAACCCUAUUAGCGGCUUAACGGAUUAGCGCUAUUAGCGGUUUAGCGGCUAUUAAAGGCUUAAAGGCUUAGCGGAUUAGCUGCUAAAAGGCUAUUAAAGGCUAUUAAAGGCUUAGCAGAUUAGAUAAAGGGGGCGAAAAGCGGGAAAAAAAUCUCAAGACUUGCAAGACAUUUUCGUCUUGCGAAGCAAGCCCAUAGGGAAAUUCGUCCUGCGAAGCAACUCAAAAACGGAAAACCCUUUCGUCUAGCGGGUUUUCCGUCUUGCGGGGCACCACUGUAUUGCAUGGAGCAGUUCUUCUUUGUCCUUCAUCCAGCACCUUUUGUCCUCAAGACAGUCUUGAAGUGCUGCCUCCAUCUUACUCUAGGGGGUCUGCAAGCAUGCAAGUGUUUGAGACAGGGUGGAUCUACACACAGGGGGAAAACGCUAUAAAUAAGUCAGAAAUUAGAUGGUUAUAAUGAAAGAAAAAAUCCCUACGGAAAAUCGCGUAUAAAAAUUUGCUGCUCUCUGACGCCAUCUGGUGUGGCAUGUGGAUAGUGCUUUCAAAUUGCUGUUUUAUUCCUAAUGUAGUGGAGUCCGUAAUGUAUGACUCAAUGGAGAGAAGUGAUGGCCAAAUCCAGCGACAUUUGAAGUGGGUAAAGAAAACUCUUUAGAAAUAAAUUGUUGCUGUCUGCUCCAAAAUGAAUGGUCCUUUGGUGCCACUGAACCUUGCGUGAUCAAAUCCAACAUCACAGUAUUCAGUCACCAGGCAAAUGCAGCAACCUGCAAAGUCGCCGUCUUGCCAUCCAAUGAACAUAAUACUUUCAAUUCUGUCACGCACCAUGCACAUUUAAAAAUAAAUUAAAAGUCCUCCUUGGGUUAACUAGGAGACCAGAAGGAAUGGGAUCAAGCUACUUAUGUGGGUGUGAUGUUUGUGUUUUUUAAAAAAUACCAAAUCAGUAAGAAACUUCCUUUUGAGUAAAUUGUCUUGUACUAUGGGCUGCAUAGGGAUUUUUGCUAUCUUUUAUUGAGAUUAAUUUUUCUGCAAGCCAAACCUUGCUUCCCGAAUGGCUCUGUUUUGGAACAUUUCAGCUCCUGAACGCUGAAAACCUGGAAGUAAAUGUUCCGGUUUCCGAACGUUUUUCAGAAGCCAAACAUCUGACGUGGCUUCUGCUUGAGUGCAGGAAGUUCUUGCAGCCAAUCGGAAGCUGCGCCUCGGUUGCCGAAAUUUCGGAAGACGAAUGGGCUUCUGGAACAGAUUACGUUCAACCACUGAGGUUUGACUGUAUAUGUAAUAAAAGCUGAGGAUCAUAAUAAGAUGGUGUGGAUUAUACAUCACAAAUUUACCGAGGUCAUUCUUACAUCAUUUUUGUUUUUAAUUUCUUUUUUGCGUUUCACUUGUUUUUAAUAUUUUAUUGUUUGUUUUUGGUUUUUUUUAAUGUUGUUGUAAACCCACCACAAUAGAUACCUUUUUGAUACAGCAGUACACAAAUCUUUUUUAAAAAUAAAAUAAAAUCCCAGCCAGUCUAAAAUACAUAUCCUUGGACAGCUUGGAAGAAUGGUAGCUUUUUAGCAAGCUGUCCAGCUAUUAUCCAGUUGCGCUGAGCUCCUUUUUCUUUUUUAAAAAAGCAGGAAAACAAAAUUUAACCAACCAGUAGUAGGAGGCAGAUGCUGAAACUUAGGACAUAUGUAGAAAACCGAUGGAAAUGUCAUAUUAUGCAAGCAUGAGUUUUUUUGUUGCUGCUCUGUGACAGUCGGCAGGGUGGGGGGAAACGAGACCAGUGAUAUAAGCAGUGAUCAUCACAUUUGCUCGACAAUGAAUUUAAAAGAAGGCACAUGCAUAUAUCAGCACCGAAUGUGUCACUUGUGGGUUGUUUUGUUUUUAAAGAAAACCUCUUUUACGCUUCAGAUGAUGAAUAUCGAUUUGUAGCUUGCUCACAUUUGAGAAGAGAAGCAAAGGAGUUUGCUUUUCGUUUCAGGAUAUGUGUGUGUGUGUGUGUGUGUGUGUGUGUGUGUGUUUUCACACCGAGGUGCGAAAGGGUGACUUGCAUUACAACUUGCCGUGUUUCUAAUUCAUGCGGCUAAAAGUGAAGUGAGCCUCCAACCCCCCCCCCCACUGAACUGCACUGGCUUUCUUCUGCUUUUUUUGCCCAUAAAAGGAGAAAAGCAGCACCAUGUGACUUGCAGAGUGCGUGGAAGAAGAAAAAAAAGUCACAAGAUCAAAACCCUGUCUUAUUUCAGAAGGCAUUGAUGCUGGCGUUUAGGAGCUGUUGCUCUUGGUUUUUGUGCUAGUCUCUGAGGGUAUGUUGUCACUCGGAGAUGUUUUCUCCAGCUUUGUUAGCCUUCCUCACACGGCCUUUCUGUUUCUACCAUAAGCGAUGGUUUUGCUCUGACUGUUUUGAUGUAAUAUUUUAUUGGUACUGUGGCAGAGGGCUCCACUGAAUUGCCAUAAUAACCAACAGUCCUGAGUAACCUUCAGUUCUGGGAAAGGCAUCUUGAUGAGGAAGCAUAAUGAAAUAAUUUCGUGUUUCUGGAAUUAUUUAAGACCACUGGUGGGUGAGGGUGGGACCCUUUAUUUAGCCUGCUUGCAUGUGUAUUUAAGUCACAGGGGCAAGCUGGCCCGAUUUGGUAGGUCUAGUCAGCUGAUUUGCAAGCAGGUUUUGUUACUUAUCCUGAGUCCAGGCAAAUAUCUGCUGCAUGCAAAAAUUAGACCGUGUUCUAUGCCGAAUCAGACCAUUGGUCCAUCUAGCUGCCAUUGGUUUUAGACAGACAUCUCUGGGUUUUAAACCACCCUCUCUGUGUAGAUGGCGAGGAUUGAACUGAGGCUUUCUGUAUGCCACGCAGAAUCUCUACCACUGAGCUAUAGCCUAGGAGCAGGGUUAGAAACAGAGAUAUGAAAGCUAGGUGCUAAACAGCACCUUAAACCGAGGUUAUGGGCGCAACAACAGAAUGUCUUGGUGAGUUUUUUUGUGACAAGAAUACAAAGCUGAAAAUGAAUGAACUACAGCUAAAACCUUAUGUUCCUUUUUCACAUGCUGUAGUCCUUCCCCUGCCCAGCCCCCUAAUACUGUAUUCUUAAGAGGGUCUCUUCACCAGUCUUCGGAGAGUAGCUGGAAGUGGGGAGGCAGAAAAAGGUCCUCCUUUCCUUCCACCUUGCAGUUUUAAUCUGAAAUCUUAGGUGAGCUCAGAAACUGCUUGUGCUAAUUAUGAAAUUCCCUGUUGCAAGAUGCGCCUAGAACAAGGGGAGUUUCAAAUGCUGCCUAGGAGGUGUUCAGAUUUAGGGAGUAGUUUAGGGUGCAGGGGGACGAGGCAAAGUCAAACCUUUUCUUUUCUUUUUUACUUGGGAGACGUUCCUCCUGGAAUUAUGAUUGGAAUGACUGCUGAGCUUGUUUUGGACCACUAGUGAAUUACUGUGAUAGUGGAGUCGGUAGAGCAUGAGACUCUUUAAUCUCUGGGUUGUGGGUUGGAGCCACAUGUUGGGCAAAAAGAGUCCUGCAUUGCUAGAUUACUCUCAUGGUUCCUUCCAACGCCACAAUUCUGUGAUUCUAUACUAUUGGCAGAAAUUCAGGAAGAUAAUUUCAUCUGAGACCUUCGCUUCAAGACAUUUCACUUCAUUUUUUAAAUUUCAUGAUGACGCAGAAACUCCCAAGGAGGUGUCAGUCAUUUUUCCAGGUCUUCUACUUUGAAACAUUGCUAGGGAUCGCCAGCCUAUAAUGUAGUGGUGGACGGCUUGGCGAGGUUGAUGUCAAACACAUUGACAGAAACGCCAGAUUGGUUCCGCUGAUGCAUUUGCCCCUCUCCCUCCCAGUAAGCAGCAACUAUGCAACAGGCCGGAGGUCAGGUGAGUGGUGGCAGCCUACCAUGCCAUCUGCUGCUGUGUGUUUGUUGUUGUUUAGUCGUCUAGUCGUGUCCGACUCUUCGUGACCCCAUGGACCAGAGCACACCAGGCACUCCUGUCUUCCACUGCCUCCCACAGUUUGAUCAAACUCGUGUUGGUAACUUCGAGAACACUGUCCCACCAUCUCGUCCUUUGUCAUCCCCUACUCCUUGUGCCCUUAAUCUUUCCCAACAUCAGGGUCUUUUCCAGGGAGUCUUCUCUUCUCAUGAGGUGGCCAAAGUAUUGGAGCCUCAGCUUCAGGAUCUGUCCUUCCAGUGAGCACUCAGGGCUGAUUUCCUUAAGAAUGGAUAGGUUUGAUCUUCUUGCAGUCCAUGGGACUCUCAAGAGGCUCCUCCAGCACCAUAAUUCAAAAGCAUCAAUUCUUCGGUGUUCAGCCAUCUUUAUGGUCCAGCUCUCACUUCCAUACAAAAACAACAGACUGCUGUGUGUGUGUAUGUAUUUAUUAUUUGUAUAAUUUAUUCGUUGUCAGCUGGGUAGCUCAGUUGCUUAGAGAGAGGUGCUGAUAAUGCCAAGGUUGCAGGUUCGAUCCCCUUAUGGGACAGCUGCAUGUUCCUGCGUUGCAGGGGGUUGGACUAGAUGAUCAUCAGGGUCCCUUCCAACUCUACUAUUCUAUGAUCUAGGUCUGUAGAUCUCCCUUCAUCCUUCACCAUUAAUUUUAGGUUGCCUAAAAUGAGAGGAUAGAAUGAGACUGCAGAGUUGUCGGGCAGUAUCACUUCUGAUUGGAGUUAGUUAAUAGUAAUAAUUUAGAAAUCCUGCAUGUAGAAAACCAGGACAUCAAGGAAAAUAGGUUAUUGCAGCUCUAUUCCCCUGAUGUUCUGGUUUCCUGCACUUAGGGGCUUCAUACACAGCACCCAAGAAGCUUGGGAACUGUGAUUUACUCCCCACAGAGCUGUGAUUCCCAGCACCCUUAACAAAGUGCAGUUUCCAGAAUUCUUUGGGGAAAGCCAAGUGCUUUCAAUCUAUGGUAUGCAGUCUAUGAGUACAGUGGUACCUGGGGUUACAUACGCUUCAGGUUACAUAUGCUUCAGGUUACAGACUCUGCUAACCCAGAAAUAAUACCUCGGGUUAAGAACUUUGCUUCAGGAUGAGAACAGAAAUCGUGCUCUGGCGGCGUGGCAGUAGCGGGAGGCCUCAUUAGCUAAAGUGGUGCUUCAGGUUAAGAACAGUUUCAGGUUAAGAACGGACCUCCGGAACAAAUUAAGUACUUAACCCGAGGUACCACUGUAUUUUCUGUGGAUUGCCUUCAGGAACGAAAAGUGCCUACUCACCUGCAGUCUGAAGAAGCACGGCUCAGAGUUCUACAGGGUGAUUUUGCAUAACAUUUUGCAAAUCACCCAAGUCCCAACACUGUAAUUGCUAGACUACGUGGGCCUCCAGUGUCAGCUAAAGGUUCCCGGAUGCUUCUCCUCUGUGCAGCCAGUGUUGCAAUUUCCUCAUGAGACGUGAGCAGUGGUCAGUACGUUUGGAAGACCCAUUUGCAGGACAAUUAUGUUCUGCCUUCCACCGUUCAGCAUGUCAUCAUAACAAUUAAAGAGUAGAAUAGCGGAGGACCGGAUUUUUUUAAAAAAGAAAAGUCACUGGAGCCUUUUAUCUUGCUGGUCUGUGGUCAAUGUUGUUUUUAACCAUGCUGUUACGCAGUUCUUCCCACUCCCAUGACUUAAUUUUUAAUGCAAGCUGGAAGACUGAUCAUAUGGCCUUCAUUAUUUCUUCCUCAGCAGGAAACUUCCAAAGCAAGCAGCUGUGUAUUGCCUUAAGUUAAAUUGACUGUAAAGUGCGAUUGCUCAAACUUGGCAUGUGUGAUAAGCUUCUCUCCCAAAACAUACAGUUGGGCAGUUGAGUUAUAGGUACUGAACUAGCUUCCUUAAAAAAAAGAAGUGUGCUUUAUCUAUGGCUAAAACAAUUUUGUUAGAUGGCUCCUAAACUGUAACGUAUAUAAUUCUCUUUACUUUACUGGAAUAUAUUGAUUAGGAAACAAAAGCUAUGCAUCUGAGAGGGGCUGUGCAUUUCUCAGCCCCAAGCCUCUCUCUCUCUCUCUUAUUACACUGCCAAACACUUUUGAAAUCCUAGGGAAUUUCAAAAGCAAUUUGUAAUGUGGCAUGGGGACCUGCUAUUCGUUGAAAAAAGUUUUUAAAAAAAAAUAAAUAAAUUGCUGGGCAUGACUAAAGUACAUGUUUGGGUAAAAAGGUAAAGGUAAAGGGACCCCUGACCAUUAGGUCCAGUCGUGACUGACUCUGGGGUUGCGGCGCUCAUCUCGCUUUAUUGGCCGAGGGAGCCGGCGUACAGCUUCCGGGUCAUGUGGCCAGCAUGACUAAGCCGCUUCUGGCAAACCAGAGCAGUGCAUGGAAACGCCGUUUACCUUCCCGCCAGAGCGGUACCUAUUUAUCUACUUGCCCUUUGACGUGCUUUCAAACUGCUAGGUGGGCAGGAGCAGGGACCGAGCAACAGGAGCUCACCCCGUCGUGGGGAUUGGAACCGCCGACCUUCUGAUCGGCAAGUCCUAGGCUCUGUGGUUUAACCCACAGCGCCACCUGCAUCCCACACAUCAGUUAUGAGGAUGGUAAACAAAACUCUAAAUGUAGUUGAAGGCUGUAUGGACAGAAUCUUUCAAAAGCAAGAGCGGCAGGGGGACAUGGUAUUCCUCCAUGAGAUGGAAAACAAAGGUCUGUCUUCUUGGCCUGGAAGUAAUACAUAUUCAGCAGGCUGUAUGUAGACGAUGAAAACGUGAGUCCAAGACUAUCUAGGUGGCUUCUGUGAGUGAUCUUUGGGAGCUUCCACAUGGGAGUUUAUUGUAGAAUCCAUGCUGCUCAGGCCUGCAGCUUUUUCACAGCUUCUCCACGAUGUUGUCCUCUUCAAAAUGCCAUCCCAGAUCUCCCCACCCCAGUUUAAUCUGGCUUUAUCACUUCUACUUUAAUACAAUACAUACAUCAAGUUUUUCCUGCUGCAAUGGAAAUACCUGUGUGCCCAUGGUGUACGUGCUUCAUGCCAUGGCUGACCCCAAAGGUCAGAUAACUUUCCUCACGAGAAAGCGUCCUUCUGAGGAGAAACCUUUUACUUCAUGUUUUUGAACAGAUUCAGUUUUCAGAGGCUUUGGACUUCAACGUGGCUGUGUUCAAUUUGGGUUUUAAGCUAGGCUGUUUUGCAAAAGAGACUGUAUUCAAAAAUAUCCCGUUUCUGAACCUAUUGGGCAUGCUUUGGUUCACCCAUGGCUCUUAUAGGUGUGGCAUUGAUGGAGGGGGUGCACCAUCUCUCAAGAACAGUGUUUCUCAACCUUGGGUCCCCAGAUGUUGUUGGACAACAACUCCCAUCAUCCCUGAGCUCUGGCCUUGCUAGCUAGGGAUGAUGGGAGUUGUAGUUCAACAACAUAUUGGGACCCAAGCUUGAGAAAGGCUGAUCAAGAAUGUAACCAAGCAGGACAAAGGAGGAACCUGGUUGUUUCAAUUCAGCUAUGUGGAUAUGAAAGGUGACAACCCAUUUGCGGUCGCAGCUGAAGCACUGGUACCCCUCUAAGGGGGAAGUGGGGCUGCCCAAGGCAGUGGCUUCACCCUGUCUAGUGGCUGGGCCCAGCCGUGCUGAGGUUCCCUGAUCAGGAUACAUAUCAAUCAUUUGAGGAGCAGAGAGGGGGCAGCCAUUUCUCCUCAGCUGAGGAAAAGAGGGUGGGCUGUCUGUAACUUGAACCAAGGAUUGUAAACUGCCUUGCAGCCUUGUCUUCAAACUGCGGUUUAAAGCUAACUACGAAGAGCAUUAAUCUUGGUGCAGGUGCAAAUGUGUACCACGGUUCAUGAUGAAAAGAGACACAGCAGACAGUUUGCAUGAGAGGGACCCCCAUGGGGCGUUCUGGCCUCUUCGUUAGUCCACCUUUGCAUGGAAAAACAGAAACGUCAAACAAACGUUUCUGAGCACAAUUCAAAGUGUUGGUGCUGACCUUUAAAGCCCUAAAUGGCCUCAGCCCAGUAUACCUGAAGGAGGGUCUCCACCCCCAUCGUUCAGCCCGGACACUGAGGUCCAGCUCCGAGGGCCUUCUGGCAGUUCCCUCAUUGCGAGAAGUGAGGUUACAGGGAACCAGACAGAGGGCCUUCUUGGUAGUGGCGCCUGCCCUGUGGAACGCUCUCCCAUCAGAUGUGAAGGAAAUAAGCAGCUAUCUUAUCUUUAAAAGACAUCUGAAGGCAGCCCUGUUUAGGGAAGUUUUUAAUAUUUAAUGCUGUAUUGUUUUUAACACUUGAUAGGGUGCCGCCCAGAGUGGCUGGGGAAACUCAGCCAGAUGGGUGGGGUAUAAAUAAUAAAUUAUUAUUAUUAUUAUAAGUAGCAGUAGUAGUACAUGACAGGUUAUUUGAGCAGCAUUCCACUUACAGUGCAAUUAUUUAAUAACAAUGUUCUGGAUUUAAAAUUGGCAGGUUUCGCUCUUCGCUUAGAUCUCUAGGAGACUUUGGAGAAUUCCUGAAGAGGUAAGAUCACAUCUGUCAUCUGUCUGUCUGUCUAUAUCUAUCUAUCAUCUGUCUAAUCUAUCAUCAUCUAUCUAUUUUUGUUGGUUGCUUACUUCAGUACCUAGAAAGCUUUUGACCUCCACCACUUGUUUUAACUGGAAUAGUUAGUCAUCACUAUUUUGGAAUCCCUGCUCUGGGAACUUUGAAAGUGCACAAAGACGUGAAAACUUUGAUUUCUUGCUCCCCUCCUCAGCCCAGUUCUCUAUUUCUCAUGCUUUGCUUCCAGCUACUUUCACAGAUUCCAUUGCGACUCGCUUCAUAGGGAAUGCUGAUGGGCAGGCUCAAACUGGGGUAGCAGUCAUAAAGAAAUUCACCCUUCCUCUUUCUGGCAGGAGGGGGAAACUGCUUCAUUUUUGAGAAGUGGGAGAAAAAAAAUAACGUACAGUGAAGUCAUCCUUAAAAUUUGCAUCGUAGUCAGCGGCUUACUAAGGGCAUCACUUGCCACAUGCCUUGGGAAGACGUUGCCACAGCAGAGGCUGAUGACUUUUGGUAACCUGAGGGGACGUGGAAUCCUUUGAUAAUUGCAAAAUAGCAUACCAUGUGCAUGGUUCAUCGUGCGCACAAUUGGAACUGUCCUUUCAUUGGACGCCUUGCAAAACCGGAGUGGGGAAAGGGAUCUGGCUGGUGGGCCCAAUCCGUAUCUCCACCCCCCUCCUGUGGGCCAGUGCUGUCAAUCAUCUGAUGUUGCAGUGAUGUCAGGUUUUCUUUCACCUGCUUGGUUUGCAGUCAAACUGUAUAGGCUGAAAAGUGUGUGCAGUGCUUUGCGAGCGCUGGCGAUUGACCGAUUCUCCGCGCUGGGGAAGCCCUAGGGACAGUGCUUUUCCACCUCUGUCAGCUGAUAGCUGGCAGUUCUGGAAGUUCUGCUCAAGGGGCAGCCGCUCAUCAGCAUCUGAAAAGCCCCUUUCAUCCAAGCCCCACCCUUACCUGCCCCACACCUGACAUCCUAGAUGACGCCAGGUGUAAGGCAGAUGGGCGUGGCUUGGGGCAGAUCUGGUGAAGCUAAUUGCACCUGUGGGCUGGAGAUUCGUCAUCCCUGUUGUAGGAAGAUCAGUCUGCGUCUCUUAAAUGGUGUUUUAUAUAAAGUAAUUGUUUUAUUGAUGAUUAUUUGUUGAUUAUUUCAUAUGAUUUGUGCUGCAAUUGUGAUGUUCUGUUAAGUAUUUGUUAUUUAUUGCUUGUAAGCCGCUUUGGGAGUCAUUUGAAUGAAAAGCAGCUAAGGGCUGGGUGAUAUCUGGCUUUCUGCAUCGUGAUAUAUAUCAGUAGCUAAAUACCUUGAAAUGCUGAUAUAUCACGAUGUCUGAAAUGUAUCCUGGCCGCUUCCUUCGCCGUAGAGGAGGAAGAAGCAGCCGAGAUACAUCGCCCAGCCCUAUAGUGAGCAAGCCCUGAUACCUCUCCGGUUCACGUGCGAGCCUGAGGGGCAUUGGGGUUUUUGUUGUACUCUUCAGCUGGGGGGGGCGAGAAGCCUCCUGCCCCUCAGCUGAAUGAGCCCCCAUACCGCUCUGGCUCAUGUGAGCUGGAGGGGUGGGAGGCUUCCUCAAAGGCAGGCAGGCGGAACCUGAAAGGUGCGCACCCAGAACCUUCUCAGACUCCAUCUGCAGGCAAUUUGACCUGGCGCAAUGUAUUGCCCACUCAAGUGGUCUGAAACAGUAUCGUGAUCUGAAUGCCAUUUAAGCAAUUUAUCAACAUAUCUCCCAGCUCUGAAAGCAGCAUAGCGAUACCAUCAGUCAAAUCAAAUCAAAUUGUAAGUCUGAGGUUAGUGCGCCGUUAACGUUCUGCAAGGGAAAGCGGGGAGCAUUGAGUGCCUUCUCUGUAGUGGCACCCAGAAUGUGGAAAACUUUCCUGAAAGAGGUUUGGUUGGCUCCCUCUCUCUUCAGUUUUAGGAGAGGCGGCGAAGACUUUGUUUAUUCCACUGUGCUGUUAGGUUAAAAUCCUGUACUCGCUUAGCUGGAGGUGGGCUCGUUGACUUCAGUGGCGCUUCUUUUUUGAGUACGCAUGCAUAGGAUCACACAGUGCAUCCGUUUCAACCUCCUGUUUUGACCGUGUAUUUUGAAGCUGACAUGGUUAUUUUAUGCCUCACCCAAACUGCUAUCUUAAUGAUAUGCACUGCAGUCCUAGGCAUGUAAUUCCCACUGAGUUCAAGGAUGCUUUGCUCAGUUAAGACCUGGAGCCUUCAUUGAUACAUUGAAUUCCACCCUCAUUUAUUUUUGUUGGUUUUUGUGUGUGUGUUUUAAAUAUGGGAACUGCCUCGGGGGCUGAAAGAAGAGGCUGAAAUGUCCUGAAACUAAAUAAAUAAUAUAAUCGCAACAUUCAUCGUACCACCCUAACUGCAGCACUGAGUUUAUUCUGCUCCCAAGGGAAGGCUGAGUAGUGUCUGAAUCUGCUUGUCUGUGAGGCAUCUGACAUUCAGAGUAUCUGAAUUAUAGGCUGAAUGGUUUGGCCCGACCUUCGGAAAAGUUGUGGAAAUGGCUUUUUAUGAUUGCUUUUCACACCCACUUACACGCAGAUGAGAAGCAGCCUUAAAAAAUGCUGGUCACUCAGAGUUAUGUUCACAAUAUAUUUACUCCAUAUAAAAUUUUUGAUGUCUCUGAGGUCACUCAAACAGAAGGCAGGUUACAUGGCAAAUCAUGUAACAAUUGUGUUCUGGUUUUUAGAGCAAAAUAACACAGGUGUCUGCAGAUGGAUGCCAUAAGAGGAUGACUAAGACAAGUUGAAAUGAAGUGUCACUUUAAAAGUAUCGCUGUACUUUGGUUUCUGAUUAAAUGGGACAUGCCUACUGUUGGUAGGCUGUAAUUGCUGCUUUAAAUGUGCAGCUCUAAUUUAAUUGACGGGAGUCCCAAAGAUGUACUUGGUUAGAUAGAGAUAAUACUAAAACCUACAUAAUGUCGGGGAAGUAGGUACUAAGGGGCAUAGUGACUGCGGGUCACUAAACAUUGUUACCUGUGAGUAAGUUGCAUUGAUUCUGGUGCUCUUUACAUUGUUAAUGUAAUUGGUUUUGUUUGUUUGCUUGUUUCAAGUGGCUAGGAAUAUAGGUGAGAUAUUGUGAUAUGAGAUUGAGGUUUGGUGUUCUGUGCCUUGGCCUCUCUCUAAGCCAACAUUGUAUUUGGGCUGGGCAAUAUCAACAUCUCAGUAUAUCACCAGCUAAACAUCGUGAUAUACCAAUAUAUCACAAUGUCUGAAAUAAGGAUGGAGCUCUGUAGAGGCAUUGGCUGGCUUCAUGCUUUUUCCCACGUUGUGAGUUUUUUGCAUAGCACUCAGGCACAUCAUGAUUCACAAUAUAUUGUCAGAUCAAAAUCACGAUAUGGACUUCAAACUGGUUUGGGACUAUAUAUCGCUAUAUUGCCCUGCCCUAGGUAAAGGUAAAAGGACCCCUGACAGUUAAGUCUAGUCGCAAAUGACUCUGGGGUUGCGGCGCUCAUCUUGCUUUACAGGCCAAGGGAGCCGGCGUUUGUCCGCUUCCACAGACAGUUUUUCCGGGUCAUGUGGCCAGCAUGACUAAGCCGCUUCUGGCGAAGCCAGAGCAGCACAUGGAAACGCCGUUUACCUUCCCACUGGAGUGGUACCUAUUUAUCUGCUUGCACUGUGUGCUUUUGAACUGCUAGGUGGGCAGGAGCUGGGACCGAACAACGGGAGGUCACCCUGCCGUGGGGCCUCGAACCGCCGACCUUCCGAUCGGCAAGUCCAAGUGGCACAAUGGUUUAAACCACAGCGCCACCCGCAUCCCAUCCCCCUGCCCUAUUUGGUGUUAAAUGUGAGAAGGUUCUUCUGUGCCUUUCUCUCUCUACCCAUAUAUGUUAUACUUCCAUACGUUCGAUGAAUGUUGAAAUUGCAGUCCCUUUUCAUUGACUGUUAGCAGUUGGGAUUUUAAGAACAAAGAAGAAAGUCUAAACUGUGACGCUAAAGGAGAAGUUGCUUGAACAGGGUUUGUGUAUAUGUAAACCUCAAGUAUCGCAUAAGAUGAUUACUGACUCCCUGAUUCCAUUGUUGCAGAUUACUGAACCAGAUUCAAGACAAACACAUUUCCAGGUAAGAAAUUACUCGGUGUAUCAAAUGCUUUCUUACGUAGCAUACCGAUUAAUAUUUUUAGGUCUGUUUUGUAAAUCUAGCAUUGUGUGUUUCAUUUAUAUAUAAAUACACUUGUCCAUGGGCUAAAGUUCUGUAGGGACCUAAUCACACGAGGAGCGCUACAUAAUUAUGACUUCAACCAAAGGGAAUGCCAGAAGCCAUGGUGCCCUUUCAGUUUGUUGGAAACUUGUGUGCUCCUCAGAACCACCAAAAAGUCAUUUUUAAGUUAGGAGGAGAAUGUACAUUUACAUAACGCAUAGCCUAUUCAGUGUUCUUAUAGGGCCGUUUUGAGCAGGUUAUCUUGGCCCGGGGAAAGUUGUAGCUGGUGAAGCAGCAAAAAACUAGUAGAAAGACAAUUUCAGCCCCUGAGGCCCUUGGCCGCCUAGAGAUGAGAGUUGCAUCUAGGAAUAUCCUCAGACUAUGAAACUGGUGUGAAAACCCAUCCAGAACAGGCGACGGAUGUAUAUCCUAGACUUAGCAACACAGGGCCUUUAUCUUGCUAGAAUUAAGUUUAUUGGCCCUCAUUCAUCUGGACCCUGGUCCAGAACUUAUAUGGCCACUCCUGAUUCAGAUAUAAUGGAGAAAUAGACAUAAUUGUAAGACCAGUAACUGGACAUUUGUCUCCAAUGAGAUAACAGUAUUAUCAUGCUGUGCCAUCCAUAAUAAAUAGGUAGUCCCAUUUAUCCUUAUUUUCAAAAGUUAUCCCUUUAUUUUCAGAGCACCAGUCUUCUCAGAUAUUAGGGGUGCCUCUCAUUUCCAUAUUGUAUAAUGGCUGCCUUUAUCUCGGACAGCGCAGCUUCAAAUGGACCCUUAUUUGUUGACAUUUUGAUUUGGCAAUGCUCAUUGUUUGAGUACCACUGCAGUGAUGCACAUUGGAGACCCUCAGGCAAAGGGUUCUGUCUGCAGGGAAGCAUUUUGCUUGUAGACUGGUGGAGAACUAGCCUAUAUGGUACAUUAAAAGAAGCAGAUGAGCCAAAGACCGGUCUGUUUUUCCUGAGUAGCAGGAACAAAUCUGGAUGCUUACUAUUGCAGGACAUGUUGCCAGAAAUGUACUUGGAGCCACACCCAGGCAAAGUUAAAAAACAGGAUGCUGUUCCGUUGUGUGCGAACGGCAUCUGGAAAUAGCAUAGACCUGAUGCUUCUUUCAGGGGGAUGGAGAACAGUUUUGCUUAUAAGUAGAUAAAUGUCCACUGUGGUAUUUUUAUAAAGGCUCUCUUAAUACUGAGUAGUGGACUCUUUUGAAUACCGCAGUUAUAAAAUGUCACUCAGACAUUUAGCUAGUGAAAAAAAUGACUUUUCCUUCUGUGAAUCCCCCCUGCCCCCAUGCAUAACAGUAAACAAUUUUUAGGGUGGUUUUUUGUUUUGUUUUUCUGGCUGUAUACUGUUCCAUGUGCACUGGAGACAUCUCUGGGUUUUUAGUUUGUGAGCAUUUUAGGUGAGCUCUGAAAGCCUUUUGCUAAAUAGCAGUGAUAAUUAAGAAGGUGAAAAGCAGAAAUUUAAUUGAUCUCCAUUUCCUAUAACUAUUAGUAGAAGCAGUUGCCGUCAUCAUCACAGUUGUUAAAAACCUGAACUGUCACAGUACAAUAAAAUAACUCUGUAUUCUGAAGCCCUUGGUCCUCCCUCAGAAAGCUAUAGCCACCAGACCCCUACUUAAAUAGUUUUCCACCCAUCCAAGAACCCCAGCACUGGGAUUUCCAAAGCGUGUGUGACACAACUAACAAAAUUUUUGGGUGGAGGGAGCAGAAGAGCGAAAAUGUAAUGCCAAGAAAUGUAAUGCCAGACAACAGUGAUAGCAAAUUAUCUGCUGGAACUAAUAGGCAGCAGUGAAAAAAUUAAGAAAACCAGUGAGAACUUUGUAAAUAAAGUUUUCCAUAAUUCAAAAAUCUAAUAAAGCCCAAAAACAUGGAAGCAAAAAGUACUUCAGAGGGUUUUAGACAGAACUACAGAUUAAUGCUGGCAAUAAAGACCAGCACUCGGAUCUUAAUUUCUUUUAAGCUGCCAGUUUCUUCUGUAGAUCAAAAAUGAUCUCAGGAAUUUAUGAUUUGAGGUGCCCAAGCUUUUAUAGUCAGCUCCAACUGUUCAUGACAUUAGCACUGGUUUUUUUGUUUUUUGUUUGCCAGUUGGUGUGAAAUGCAACAGAUAAGAGGGGCUAUUCAUCUACUGCAGCCUUAAAAGCUUGAAUGUGUGCCCUGAAAACAAAUGCCACACAGAUUUAAUAAGCUUGUGACGUGUGGAGGAACCAGGCAUGAGGCAAACAUUCUCCCCUUUGGUCGCCAGCUAUUUGCCGCUUACUGAUUCUUGAGUCGUGUCACCUGAUGGUAAUGGGGGCGGCAUCUUGUGAUGCAAUCCUGAGCAAAGCAUCAAAAGGGCUCCCCCAUUAUUGGCAAGGGCAGUCAUUGGCAGCAUCCCUGCAUUCAUAACGUAAACAUGGGAGCUGUGCACUUAAUACCUUGAUAUCUCCUUGAUUCACAGCGACAGAUUAUUGAUUCAUUUUGCUGUGUAGUAAAAAGAACCCCAGCACUAACAUUUUAUCAAUUUUUAAAAUAUUGAAUAAAACAUGAGAACUAGAAAUUCAUGUGGACUUGCCAUCAUUUUAGCUAUCAGCUAGCAUCUGUCUAUCUAUCAUCUAUCAUCUAUCUAUCAUCUAUCUAUCUAUCAUCUAUCUAUCUAUCAUCUAUCUAUCUAUCUAUCUAUCUAUCUAUCUAUCAUCUAUCUGUCAUCUCUAUCUAUCAUCUAUAUCUAUCAUCUAUCAUCUAUCUUAUCUAUCUAUCAUCUAUAUCUAUCUAUCAUCUAUCCAUCUAUCUAUCAUCUAUCUAUCAUCUGUAUCUAUCAUAUCUAUCUAUCAUCUAUCUAUCUAUCUAUCAUCUAUCUAUCUAUCUAUCUAUCUAUCUAUCUAUCUAUCUAUCUAUCAUCUAUCUAUCUAUCUAUCUAUCUAUCUAUCUAUCUAUCUAUCUAUCUAUCUAUCUAUCUAUCUAUCUAUCUAUCAUCUAUCUAUCUAUCUAUCAUCUGUCUUUCUGUCUGUCUAUCUGUCUGUCUGUCUAUCUAUUUAUAUCUAUCUAUCAUCUAUAUCUAUCUAUCUAUCUAUCUAUCUAUCUAUCAUCUGUCUUCACAGCUAUUAUUCAACCUUCCAAUUACACUCAUAAGGCCUGGGUUUAAAACAUAGUUGCUUCCUCUUUGUCAAAAAGCUCUGGAAUUUCCUUUGUGUUGCUGUGCAUUAUGGACACUACAUUUUUCUCCUUGCCAUAACUGAAUUAAUUCCGGAAGUCUGUGGCUGAGUCCUGCUGAUCCUUGUACAAAACACAGCCUGCUAUAGAUCGCUACCUACAGUGAGAAGUAUUGGCUGUCCUGCCUACCUACAUUUUUGAGAAUGCAAGUAUCUGCAAUGCGCUUUUUGCCCCGCUUCCGUUUUGCUCUUCGGAAGGCAAAUAUUGCCACUUAGUGGAUGACUCCUCUAACUGCAGUAUCUUCAAAAGAUAAAUGGAAGGCCUGUUGCUGAUCGGCAUGUUUGGCCUUGGUUGCCAAAGUUCUUAAAUUAAAUGGAGACUUUGCCCAACAUGUCCAUAUUGAAUUUCUAUGUGGUUAUAAAGAAACUCAUAGAAUCAUAGAGUUGGAAAGGACCACCAAGGGCCAUCUAGUAAAAGGUUGGUCAAGGACCCCUGGAUGGUUAAGUCCAAUCAAAACCGACUAUGGACUUGCAGCGCUCAUCUCACUUUCAGGCCGAGGGAGCCAGCACUUUCUAGGUUAUGUGGCCAGCAUGACUAAGCCACUUCUGGCGCAGUGGGACACUGUGACAGAAACCAGAGCACACGGAAACACUGUUUACCUUCCUACCGCAGCGGUACCUAUUUAUCUACUUGCACUGGUAUGCUUUCGAACUGCUAGGUUGGCAGGAGCUGGGACAGAGCAACGGGAGCUCACCCCGCCAUGGGGAUUUGAACCACCGACCUUCUGAUUGGCAAGCCCAAGAGGCUCAGUGGUUUAGACCACAGCGCCACCUGUGUCCCUCAUCUAGUCCAACGCCCUGCCAUGCAGCAAUCUCAACUAAAUCUCAUGCAUGUCUUGACGACAUGUCCAACAUUAGAACAAUACAGUGGUACCUUGGUUUACAACCAUAAUCCGUUCUGGAGGUCCGGUUGUAAACCAAAGCAGGUUGUAACUUAAGGCGUGCUUUCGCCAAUGGGUCCUCCAAAAAAGAAAAAGGGUUGUAAUCCAAAAAAAGGGACACGCACUUUUGGAUUACACGUGGUUGUAAUCCAAAACGGUUGCAAACCAAGGUACCACUGUCGUAUAAAAAGCUAUAAAUGUGUAACAGGGAAGGAAAAAGGAUUCCUUAUCAAAUAUAGAAAAAUCAAGAUUAAGGAGCCUUUUUACUAACAUUUUAUUAGAUCAUUAGAUUAAGAAAUGUUUCAAAGAAUAAUCAUGCAAACAUGAUUCAGCCAUAGCAAUGUAACAAAAAAAGACCCCAACCCUACACACUUUCACCCAACAGCCCCAAGAAUAUACCUAGAGGGGGAAAAUACUCCUGUAAUAGAAGGAAUGGGGACCAAUGGGAUAGAAGCAAUGACAACGAAAACCACUUCUAAAAUCACUUUCCUGUGAGUAUCUAAGAUGCACUGCUCCCAUCUCUAGACAUCUGAGAGCGUAGACUAUAUAUAAAACCAAAUUUCAGGAGGCAAAUCUGAGGUUUUCAUUGCCUUUGCUGUAGGGGCCUCCUGACGCCAAUAUGUGGAUGUUUGCAGGGGAGCCUGCCGGUGUGGGAAGAUAGCAAGUGCACAGCAAGAGCCCAAGACGUAACUUCAUACGCAGUGUUCGAAACUCCCAUUGUUCUAGGUGCAUUUUGUGACAUGGAAUUUCAUUAGCGCGAGUCGUUUCUGAGCUCUGGGCGCAAUACUGCGCCUAAGAUUUCAGAUUAAAACUGCAGAGCGGAAGGAAAGGAGGACCUUUUUCUGCCUCCCCACUUCCAGCUGCUUUUCAAAGACGGGAAAAGAGACCCUCUUAAGAAUAUUAGGGAGGUGGGCAGGGGAAAGACUAGAGCAUGUGGGAAAUGAACAUAAUAUUUUAGCUGCAGUUCUUUCAUUUUCAGCUUUGUAUUUUUGUCAUUAAAAAGUGCAUCUAGACAUUCUGUUGUUGCACCCACAACUAAGCUUUAAGCUGCCAUUUACCGGUAGCUCCUAACUUUCAUAUCUCAGUUUCUAACACUGUUCAUAUGAGAUGCAGGUGAAUGCAUGAAUAUAUAGGCUAGCAUUUGUUUCUGUUGUUUUGCUCUUUACACACCCUUGGGGAGCUGGGCGUUAUUAUUACAGCUAUUAAUACAGGAAAAUUUCAAGAGUAGUUUAGUAAAUUCUGCCCCCCUCUCUCGAACCCACGUUCUGCCAUUCAGGCCCCAUUAUUUGCAAGAUCAUAGCUGCCUGAGACGACCUGGCAGCAUCCUUUUUGCAACCGGGCUGAUGUCUCUUAGCCUUGCCAGUACAACUGGUGGCAUUCUGCUUCCGAAAUCCUUCAGCGGUGGGUGGUAAACAAAACAGAGGACUUGUGUUGGGCUGCUACCUAUCAGCGCUGCACAGAAUAAGUGGGUGUGAAUAGACAACAGGGAACAACUUUCCUCAACAACAAGUGGAGCACGAGACUCUUAAUCUGAGGGUUGUGGGUUUGAGCCCCAUGUUGGGUGAGAGAUUUCUGCAUCACAGUGGGACGGACUAGGUAGCUCGUGUGGUCCUUUCCAACUCUACAAAUCUGUGGUUCUAUGAUUCCUUUCGUUCUGUAGGCUAGUUUUCUAAAAUGGAUGCGCCAAUUAGCCCACACCCUCUCACCUUUUUUUUUUUUAGCUUGAUGUUUUUCCUGAUGGAUAUUACCAUAUUUUCCCAUGUACAGUGGUACCUCGGGUUACAUACGCUUCAGGUUACAGACUUCGCUAAUCCAGAAAUAGUACCUCGGGUUAAGAACUUUGCUUCAGGAUGAGAACAGAAAUCGCACAGCAGCAGCGCAGCGGCAGCAGGAGGCCCCAUUAGCUAAAGUGGUGCUUCAGGUUAAGAACAGUUUCCGGUUAAGAACGAAUCUCCAGAACGAAUUAAGUUCUUAACCCGAGGUACCACUGUAUAAGACACCCCCAUUUACGACAUGACCCCUAUUUUUUUUGAACCCCAAAUAAAUCAAUAUUUUAAACAUCAAACAGAACCACUUUGAGCCCCUGUGCAUUCACCAUCUGUGUAUGACUCCCAAUUUUAGACUACCACACGGAAAAAUACGGUACAUGAGACUUGUUCGAAUUUUUUUCUUCUUCUUCAAAUAAUCUUUAUUAGUUUUUCAAUUAGAUACACCACAUACACAUAUUGUAUUACAUUUUACAUUUAUACUUGCUCUUCAGAGCUGACUUUCCUCCUUCCUUCUUCUGGUUUUUUAUAUCACAUAUAAUUUUAUCGCAUUAUUUUCUUCCAUUUUAUAUAUUGUUAUUCAUUUUCCAUAUUUGUCCAUAGUGCGAAUUUUGUAUUUUCAUUAGUGAUCUGGUUCAAAUUCCAACCUUAGUCGAUUUGAAUUUUUCUAUGAAAUUGCCCAUGCUACACAUUGCUGAUGUGGAAGUUACUCAGAAAUCCUUUCCAUUUUUGAUUUCUAAGCAUGACAUGUAAAAAUAAUUUCUUGCUGAAAUGCAGAAUGCUUAACGAAAAGCACUGUGCGCGCUCGCAUGCAUGCACAUUUUUGUAUGCAUGUGCAAGAGAGACAUUUCUCUUUAAGUUGUAGCGUCAAACAGCAGAGGGCACUGCGGGAUUAAUAAAACCCAUUCUGAGCUUCUGUUUCUCUCCCCCACCCCUUGCUUCAUGUGAAGCCAUGUUGAAUGAGCAAAUGUCUCUAGACUGGUCUGCGAGUUUUAAAUGUCUCCUUUACAGGAAAUCCACUGUGUAGCACUGCAGGGUUGUCCAAACAACUGCACAAUGUCCACUUCUGUGCAUAUGUUUAACUUUGCUCACAUCGCUGAACAAUGUCUGUUUUCUUUGCAUAAUAGAUCACUUUAGUCACGUGCACCUAGUAUUAUGAAAGGAGCAAAUGAUAUUUGCCAUAAAGGGUGUCUCUGUGUGUGAUUAAUCAUCCUGUGGAUUUGUCAUGGCUUAAAACGAGCGGCUUUUGGACAAACUGGAUCUUGAAUGUAUAAGUGGGACUUUGUAUAAACUUAAUUGUCUUAACAAGAUGUUACUGUAUGGGUUUUAGUGCUGGGUCGAGAUUAGUUUCUACUUGCUUACUGUUAAAUGCACCACUUUUUCAAAUUUUAAAAAGCCCACUAUUUACAUUUUACAGUUUUUUCAAAACUUGGAAUGUGUGCUUGCUUGUAUUUGAGAGCAUUUUUUUGUUUUUUAUCAGCCGCUGGCCUUUUUUUAUUGCAGACUAGCCAUUACGUUCGCUUUUCUGGGCAAUAGGCCCUUGUUCUACAGCACAAUAAGAGUUUCUGCCCUGUAAAUUGAUUGAGCAGAACUGGCUGAUCUUAAGCCUUUCUGUAGUUAAGCCCGAUUGAUGUCUUGCCCAAGUAUUUCUACUGUUUCAGCUGGGACAUAAUGCAGAGGUGAUACUUUUUGCUCAUUAAUAUGUGCCCAGCUGUUAUGUGAUCUGUUCACCAUAAAAAAAAGUAUGUGUGGUUUGGAGGGCCCGUGGAGAGGACAUUUAAACAGAGCAAACGAAAAUGUCAGGGUUAUUCAGGAUGUCCUAGGAGCCCACAGAAGAUGGAGGAGUUCCCCUUCCCUGCUCUGCGGGAUCUCAAAUGCACACAUGGAGCUUCCUUGGUCAUUUUGUUUCGGAAGCGCUGUACACAGAACAGGGCUAUUCCAGUCCUCACAGUGAAUGGAACCAUCUAUAUUCAUGUGGAAGCUGGGAAGGGAAGUCUUGGAAGAUCUGUCCUUUAUAAUUAGUCUGUGGGCCUAAGUAGACGAGACAUAAAAUGCCUAAUCAGGAGACCACUGCAUUUUCUCUUACAAAUGAACAAGAUGCAGGUGGGGAAACCCACAGGCAGGGCUCAAGCACAGGAGCGCUGCCCCCCCUAGAAUUGUAGAGUUGGAAGGCACCCAGAGGACCAUCUCUAGUCCAAUGCAGGGAUAUGCAGCUGUCCCAUACGGGGAUUGAACCUGCAACCUUAUCGGCACCCUGGUCUAAUCAAAUGAGCUAUAUAGGUGGGGCUAAAGAGAUGGAAUCCAUGGUAUAUGCCCCUGAAUACCAAUUGACAGUGGGGGAAGGCUGUUGCUUUUGUGCCCCGGCAAUAGGUUUCCCAGAGGCCUUAAACUGGAGUGGACAUAGUUGCAAACAGAAUGCUGGACCAGACAGACCUUUUGGUGUUUUGUUCUGAUGGGUGCAGUUCAUCUGCUCUAAUAUUAAUUGUGGUUCAGGCUAACCAGGAUUUUCCUUAAUCUGAAACCAUGUCUGAAGGACAAUGUCCCUUAUGAAAACCUAGAUAAUGAUAAUAAUAAUAAUAAUAAUAAUAAUAAUAAUAAUAAUAAUUUAUUUAUACCCCACCCUCCCCAGCCAAGACCAGGCUCAGGGCAGCUAACACCAGGUAUAAAACAAUUGAUUGAAAUACAACUUAAGAACAAGAUUAAAAUACAAUAUUAAAAUGCAGCCUCAUUUCAGUAGGAACUCAAAUCAAACACUUUUUUGGGGGGGGAGGUGAAAAUGUCAAGUCUUCACCAAGGCCAACUAUCCAGACUGGUCCUACGUGGACCAGAAAAAAGCUAGGGAAGUCCCCAAAUAGGAGUUCCAUCACAGAAGGAGAAAGGAAAAAGGAAAGAGGGAGAGGGGAUCAAGUUGAUUCCAAGCCAAAGGCCAGGUGGAAUAACUCUGUUAAGCAUGAUGGUGGCUAAACAGCAAGGAAGGGAGAACUUGUUCCCAGCGGGCAAGGGUUGCAGUAAAAGAACCCACGUUCACAAGGCAGGCUCCCAGUUUGCAAACUCGCCAAGUACAGGCAGAACUGCAAAAGGUCACAUAGUGGAGCACUGAAAGAUAUAUGCAGAAUAUAUAUGCAUGUACAGUUGUACCUUGGUUUUUGAACGGCUUAGUUCUCGAAUAUUUUGGCUCCCGAACACCACAAGCCCUGAAGUGACUGUUCCGGUUUGCCAACUAUUUUGGGAAGUGGAACGUCCAACAGGGCUUCCGUGGCUUCCAAUUAGCUGUAAGAACCUUCCUGCAGCCAAUCGGAAGCCGUGCUUUGGUUUCCGAAUGUUUUGGAAGUUGGAUGGACUUCCGGAAUGGAUUCCGUUUGACUUCCAAGGUAUAUUGUGAUGGGGGAAAUAUGGAAAACAGGUUCUUUCAAAACCCGGCUGAACAAUCAGCCCAACCGCUCUCUGAAAUCUCUUUGAUAAGAAAGGGAGCUCUGAAUCCCUGAGUCAUAAAGCUAUCUUGGUGCGUUAAAUGCCGAAGAAAAUAAAUUGGGCAUGACACACAGAUUUAGAGGAUGGGGGCGAGGAAUGUAUGUUCCCAGUGGAAGCAUAAGGAUCUGUCUCAUACAUUUCACAGAAACAUGGCUCCACCUUCUGGGGAGGCUGCCUUGGGCUGUUAGAAGAUUUCCGAGAAAACAUCAAACCUGGCAUAAACAUUGGCACAUUUCUUCUUCUUUCUUCAAAAUGUAAAAAUAAAUGCUUUUUUUGGGGGGGGCAGAGGUUACUGAGAAAUGUAGGGAACUGGAAGUGUGAGUCACCCCCAUUUCCUGUUCCUGUAUUUCUUAAGUACUCAAGAGCAACUUGAGGCCCUUUUGCACAUUAGGUAAAGGUAAAGGGACCCCUGGCCAUUAGGUCCAGUUGUGGCCGACUCUGGGGUUGCAGCAGUCAUCUUGCUUUAUUGGCCGAGGGAGCCGGCGUACAGCUUCCGGGCCAUGUGGCCAGCAUGACUAAGCCGCUUCUGGCGAACCAGAGCAGUGCACAGAAACGCCGUUUACCUUCCUGCCAGAGCGGUACCUAUUUAUCUACUUGCACUUUGACGUGCUUUCGAACUGCUAGGUGGGCAGGAGCAGGGACCGAGCAACGGGAGCUCACCCCGUCGCGGGGAUUCGAACCGCUGACCUUCUGAUCGGCAAGCCCUAGGCUCUGUGGUUUAACCCACAGCGCCACCCGCGUCCCCCUUUUGCACAUUACACGGCUGUUAAUCCAGGGUUUGCUAUCAAGCGCGCACUUGAAAGAGAACUACAGCUUUUCCUCGUGGUACAAGUUUUGUUUGAAACAUGGGCCAUUCAGCUCUGAUGCAUUUGUCUUGGUUGGUGUAGAGAACAGGAAUCCCUGCAGGUAUAUGGCAUGAAAGGGUUCCCCAAACUUGGGUCUCCGGUUGAUUUUGAACUACAGUUCCCAUCAUCCCUGACCACUGGUCCUGUUCGCUUGGAAUGAUGGGAGUUGUAGUUCAAAAACAGCCAGAGACCCAAGUUUGGGAAAUGCUGAUUUAUGGGAUCAGCUUGCUUGCCUUUUCUAAUUUUAUGCCUUGAGAGUAACUAGGGUGGUUACUAAAGUACAUUGGAGACUAAAAUACAUUUGGAACUAAAAUACAUUUUGAGAUUGUAAUCUGAUUUCAUUUUUAUGAUGAGGUAAGUUGUUUUUUAACUGAAGUCGGAAGCAUGUAAUCCCUCAUUACAUUAUAAUAUGAGAGUAAAUGUCCUUCAAAAUUAUUUAGCAUGAAUGUUGUGUUCUGUGUACUCACCCUUAUGCAUGACAAGGUUGGUGAUAAUGGAAUACUUUUGAUGGUAUUGAAAGUAUAUAAAUAUUUUUACUGAAUGAGGUGUAGUUGUGUUUUUAAGGUUAAUUUUUUAUCCUGAUUUAUUUUAACCUAGUUGCAACGUAUUGCAAACUUCGAUUUGAGAAGCAGGUGUGAUUCUGUUGCCUCCCAACCCUUUACUUUCAUAUAAACCGGUUAUGCUUUCCUAAAGUGAUGGUGGUCUUGCAUGUUUUAAUACAUUGUAUGCAAAAUGUCACUAACUGAAAGGGUUUGACAUACCUGCUGUUAGAGAGGGAAUAUGCGGUACGUCCAGCAAGGUUUUCAGGUGCUGGUUUUAAGCCGUGCUGAGCUAAAAACACAUUGAAAGUGGUAAAUUGGUUUUUAAGAAGACUCAGUAAGGCGCUGGACCAACUGCUAAAUUCACCCGCAGGUUUGGUCAAGCCCCGUAUCAUUCCUAGCCCUUUCAGCAAUGAACAGAGCUGCUACAAAUACAGGAAAAUUGUGCUUCUAUCUGUAAACAUAAUGCCUUGUUUUACUGCACUGUGCAGAUAUUGCUUCUUACAAGGAUGCGGGUGCAGCUGCUUCCAUGAGAAGGAAGCCCCCCCAUCCCCACCACUGCCCCUCUUCUGGCCAUGGGAGUGGCAUAGCUGUCAACGUUUCCCUUUUUUAAAGGGAAAUUCCCUUAUUCCGAAUAGGAUUCCUUGGAAGAAAAGGGAAAAGUUGACAGCUAUGGGGAGUGGAGCAGGCUAGGGAUGGACAUGGGCCUAGCCAAGGGGUUGGGGUUGGGGGGUAGCUGCCCCCCCAAAUCAAGAAAAAUCAAUACAAAUCAAUACAAAUUGGAGGUUUGCCCCCCUAACAAAAGCCUGACGCCCCCUAACAAAAAUCCUGGUUACACCCAUGCUCCCACCAGUUUUUACCCCCUCCUUCCCCUGUACAGCCACUACAGUAUAGUGUAAAUUUAACUUUUAUGCACACUGGGAAACCAACAAAAUUUGUGUGACUCGCUUUAUUUCGGUGAUGUGGAACCAAACCCCUCAAAAUCUCCAACGUAUGUCUGUAUUAUAACGGCAUUUGUUUAUAAUGUGCUCCAUUGAAUUCUUCUCGGCCAUUAUUUCAUUACUGAAAUCUGAUUAUUUAGGAGGCCAUAUAACAAAUUCUUACAUGUAAAUUAAUUUUCAGUUAAAUCAGUUGGACAGAUGAGAAUCAUCAUCUCAUCAUUUUAUUAUUUAUACCCCGCCCAUCUGGAUACUCACACAGAAAUAAUUUUACUAGAUCGACUGCCCGGUAUUUAAUGUAAGCCAUUUAUGACAUACCAGUAGCCUGAAAGGGGCAAAAAACUCCCAACAAGCCAGCCAACUCUCUUUGGUUGUAAAUAAGCUAUUGAUUAUUUGCACUCCCAAGUAAUCAAAAGUGAAUUUAGAAAUAAGGCAAACUGUUUUGUGUCACCGAAUAGAAAGAUGGUUAAGAAAGAAACAAAACUCUGCUUGGAUAUAUUUUGUAUGGACAAAUUGGAACAGUUUUACAGUUCUGCUUUUCUUGGAUGAAAUGCAACACAGUAACACUGAAACAAAAAACAAAAAGGGAGGAAAAUAUGUCAUAAUGUUGUACGUACAUUUUUCAUUCACACCUCCGGUCAAUCACACUUUUCAGGUUUUCGCACUGCACUAAAAACCUGCAAAAGCUUUCUGACCAGAGACAGUGCAAGUCUGCCUCUAUUGCCCCACUUCAAACUCACAGAAAUACUAUCUGUCCUCAAUCUCAGCAAUGAAGGUUGAUUUUGGCAUCUCCUUUUGUAUAUUUGGGUUCUCUCUGUUUGGCCGCUGGUUGCUGUGUGAACUGCUCCCAGUGAGUCUUCCCCUUUGGCGCUUACUUUCAAUGUAGCGUUAGAAAACAGACUGUGUUUUCAUUCUUUCGAUUUGAAAUAAGAAUAGCAGAGCAUGUCAAACCCUUACUUUUUCAACAUUCUAAUUUUGCAUAUAUAACUCUUUAUGAUUUUGUUGCAUUCACUAGGUUUGCUGGGAUGGGUAAUCUUCUUAAAGUCCUUACCAGGGAAAUUGAAAACUACCCACAUUUUUUCCUGGAUUUUGAAAGUAAGUUCAAGAUUGGAACAUCCUUUCCCCCUGACUUAGGAACUGGUUGAGAAGGAAUGUUUAAGCUUGAUUUGCUUUGACAGAUAAACAGGUUCAAGCAGUGCAAAUGAUCUGACUCGAUGCUUUCAAGAUUUGUUCUCUGAGCCACUUUCCUGUUCCUUUUUUCUCUAUUUUUCAGGAACCAAAUGGGAAAUCUUUUAAAAGUUCUCACUUGCACAGACUUUGAUCAAGGGCCAAAUUUUUUCCUUGACUUUGAAAGUGAGCAAAACUCCUUGCCUGGCUUGCAUUCUUUUCUCCUUCUUAUAUAUAAAAUCCUAAUCAAUUGCAUGUAUUAAUCUGCCAUACAACUAGUACAGUGUAUGGCACUUAUACUUUUCCUGAUUCAUUCUGAAAAUCAGAUGCUCGGUUCAACCAAAACACCAACAAUAUAUUUUUUUGCAAAUGUUAGCAUUGCUCGGCUAAAAGAACUGCCAUGCAUUCUGUCAAACAGCCUCUGUCAAACAACCUUCAUUUUAGAAGGUAUUCUUAUUUUUAUUGACAAAGAACAGGGCCCGUUGAGAGAGGUUUUAGUGAAUCUUAGCAUGGCACUGUUCAGACGUAAAUUUCUUCCUUGAGUUAUACUUACGGAGAGUGCAGUGAGCCUCAAGGUUGCAUGCUUUGUACAAAUUGGUCAUUAUAAGUGGCUUGUGCUGUAUUCAAAGAAACUUGCAAGCAAUCCCCCCCCCUUGCCCUUUACACUUUAUUAAAAUGUGUAGGAGCAUAGCACUGUGAAACUCUUAAAAUCCCGCUGGGCAGAAAAGUGUCUCAGUAUUGCAUAUGGGAGUAAACACCUCUUUUCCCCUAUACAGUGGUACCUUGGCUCUCAAACUUAAUCCGUUCCAGAAGUCGGUUCCAAAACCAAAGCGUUCCAAAACCAAGGUGUGCUUUCCCAUAGAAAGUAAUGCAAAAUGGAUUAAUCCGUUCCAGACUUUUAAAAACAACCCCUAAAACAGCAAUUGAACAUGAAUUUUACUAUCUAACGAGACCAUUGAUCCAUGAAAUGAAAGCAAUAAAGAAUGUACUGCAGUCACACAAUCAAUCAACCAGUAGCUGAACUGCGUUCCACACAGUCACACACACAAAAAAGAGCCGCGAAAAUGAAAAGCAAAAUAAAUAGCAAAAACAGACAGACCUCAGUGUAACACUCAGUACGGAAGUGUGGCACUCAAAUAGGAAGCAUAACACUCAAAACAGAGCACGUUCGGCUUCCGAAAAAACGUUCGCAAACCAGAACACUUCUGGGUUUGCAGUGUUUGGAUUCCAAAUUGUUUGAGUACCAAGGCAUUUGAGAACCAAGGUACCACUGUUUGUUUCCAAAGAGCACUAGCAAAUUUAAAGUUUUCUGAGAUGUACCCAUUGACCCUUCAACACUUUCUGAAGGACUUAAAACAUUUUGAAUAUAUCUGUAUUCUAAAGGAAAGCACUAAUUCAUAGUGAAUACGACACUUUUCUUGCCUUUGUUCCGUGUGGAAUUGCCUUUGUUCACUGUUGAAUUAAUGUGAUUACCUCCAUUAAUUGCAGAAACAAAAUAUGGCAAUUGAAGUAAACGCUCGAUUGCAUUCCCCUUAGCCUUGGAUCUAUCAUCUGGUGAAAUGUAAUCUACUUCACACAUUAAUUUUCUAACCACAUCUUACAGCUAAUAUAAUCCUUCUGCUUACAGGCUAAAUGCAUGUCGUCUGAGCGUUUCUUUGAAAAGUGAUCAGAAAAUGCAUUAAAACUCCCUUCAUCCACUAAAGAUACAUUUUUGCUCUGCUUGCUUCAUAAUAGCACUUUAAACACGGACAAGACAGGUGUAUGUUGUUGUUCGGCACAGCUUGCUGUGUUUCAUAACUAAUACACCAUGGGGAAAACGUUCCGAAAGCCACUGUGUCAAUUUCAACCCAGUCCCCCUACUUCCUUUUAUAAGUCUUUCUUAAUAUCUGUAUUUUCUCAAAGCUACCUGAUAAUUAUGCAUAAGAAUACCUGCACUAGAUUCCAGGUAUUUAGCUCAACAUUCAGGGCCUUUCUGUGUCAGCCAGGUUUGUUGCUGAAUGUCUUAACUUCAUUGCAAAAAAAAAAAAGUGGGGUAGCUGUCAAGAAAUUGGAAGAGGUAGAAUCGUAGAAUUGUAAAAUUGGAAGGGACCUGAGGAUCAUCUGGCCCAACCCCUUGCAGUGCAGGAACAUGCAGCUGACCCAUAUGGGAAUCGAACCUGCAACCAGAAUUGCAGGCAAGAAAAAUGGCCCAGUAAGCAAAAACUGCAUUUCCCUGAAGUUCAUGGACAACAUGCAUCAAGAGGGAGUCAUUAUGGAAAUAGGCAUUUCCUGAUGUUGCGCAAUCUAUGCCACAUUCUAGAAUGAUUUUGUGUUUGAAAGGUGCGUGAGAGACUCUGGUUGCGUCGCUCAAGAGCACAACCCUUUUUCUGCACAUUGUUGAAGAGCAGCAUUUCACAAACCGACAAACUGGUCCUGCCCCACAGCAUAAUUUUGUGACUAGCGGGCCCCAGUAACUUUCAUCGCUUUCAAGUGGGCCCUGGAGGUAGAAGGCUUGAGAAGUUCUGGUGAAGAGCAUUUCACAAGGGACCGUACCUGCAGACACACCGCUAUUGGCAGCAGAACUGUGAAAUGUUGCAUAUUAGCAUUUAUGUUGAGGGGCACCGUUCAAGUUGAUAAGAAAAUGGCAGGGUCCACAAAGGUGGCUGGGAGGUGAGGCAAAAGCAUAACCUCAGAAUGAGUUAAUAGAAUACUUCUGGUUGAAGGACUCUCCUCUCCCCAAAAAAUACCCCACAACCAUUGCUCCAAAGAGUCAGUAGGGAGAGAUGAGGAGGAACUGGAGAGUUGCGUAAGUUUUGCAUCCCUGGAAACAAGUUGUAGAAUGACUUCCAAGCUUGCAAGGCCUUGUAUGGUGGAGUCCUCUCAAAGCAGGAUCCCAUUACAGAAUGCGCAUGAGAAUAAUAGAAUUGUAGAGUUGCAAGGGAAGAACACGAGGUCCAUCUUGCCCAACCCCACCCCCUCAAUACAGGAAUCUCAACACAUCCAGUUCGAAACCAUUCCACAUCCUGCUUAGCUUUGCAAAUGUGCCCGCAGUUUUUAUUGCCGCACCACUAGAAUGAAGGGGAUUUUUUUUGAAAGCACCCUUCACACCAGAAACUCCUCCCCCAUGGGGGGAAAAAUCACAUAGGCAGUACUGAAUGUAUAGCCUUGAGAGUUCAGACAUUAGUCGUUCUGGGAUUACUGUGCACUAAAGCUUUGCAUUAAUUCAAUAGUAUUAAAGGCCUGUCAAACUUGAUGCAUCAGAAGAGGGUUGCUGAAUCUCCCACCAAUCAAAGGAAGUGGAGCACCAUAGUUCCUCCCACAAGGCGUUUUUCUCUCUAAUGGCUGGCCCACUUGUCAGGAGCAGUGGUCAGGUUUUUCUCCCGCAGCAGCAAUUCCCAAGCGCCGCACUCAAACUUUUCCUGCAGGGAUGAGCGGCAGCUAUAUGAUUUUGUACGUGGGGGAGAGUGAAGGGAUCCACUUUUGGACAGUGUUCAGGGGGAAGCUAAGCACACUCCCCAGUCCCUGGUGAUCCCAGCCAUUGAGGUUCAAGCAGUGCCCUUCUGCAUAAGUCAGCUGUGGCUUCUGUUUCUUGGCCACCUUCUCCACCCAAACAGAUGACUCACUGAGUAGCUUGACCAUUUCUCUCAUCGUGGCAAAUAUCAGGGAGGAUUUUACACACAUCACAUGUGAAUGUGUGGCAAGCAGAGGCUGUGCAUCUGAGCACUGGCUGCAUAUUUAAAAUAGAUUUAAGAAACCGCAUCAUUUUGCCAGCCAAAUCCUGAUAUCCAGGGUUGCUAACCUUAGCUCAGUUCAAAACCUUAGCUCAGUUUGGGUGCUGCAGGCCUGUGUUUCCCUGCCCUCCCCCCACCUUUUCUUUGCACCUGCAGUGAAUUUCACCACAAUGCAUCUUUUUAAAACUAAGGAUCUCUCUAGGCUUUCUUUCUUUCUUUUUUUUUAAGGCCUUGUACCUGCCUAAAUUAAUAACCAGUGAGCUGAAUUUUGAACACUUCGGGCCAUUUACAGCAGGCAUUUUUCUCAUAAAAUGUGUCCUGCUAGAUUUUACGGCUGCACUAGAAGCCUUUUAUUUGAUGUGUAUGAAGCAAGAGGAAAAUCGUAUGCAAGAGAAGCCCUUCUAGCCUACAAUGUUAACAGGCCCUCUAAUUCCUGAUUUAGAGAACCCAGAGUGUAACAGAAUGAUGGAUGUUGUCAGGGAGUGCAUGCUCAAAAACGCCUGAUGUGGUCCCUGCUUUCAGAGGACAACAAUGCCGAUCUACUAAUCUCCUGUUUAAAACGGAAGGGGGUACCCAGACUGAGCAUAGUGUGCACACACCCUCAAAACACCUGAUGCACACACACAUGCACACACAGAGGAAAGGUGGCUGUCUUUUGUACAGCUGGUGGAACCAGCCAACAUACUGAAACCCCCCAAACUUUGGUUUCCUUUCAUAAUAGGUGAUAAUAUUCCACCCUUCCUCUCCUCAUACAACUUGCAGUUUCUAAGAAUAGUCCCACUUUUGUCCAGUUCUGUUUAGCUUCAACAGAAUGUUGCCCACAGAUCUCCUCAGUUAUUUGUUCUACUGACUUCUAAUAAUAUGGUAGGCCUUCCUGUAGAGACUUAAAAAGUCAAUGCAGCAUUACACAGCAGCACGCUCAGGACUUUGACCUCUUCCUAUACCUCUCUGGACCAUGCAUCUCUUGCUCAAAAUAAAUAUGUCUUGGAACAAUUUAAUAAUCAUAAUCAUAAUACAAAUAAUAUUAUUAUUUAUACCCCGCCCAUCUGGCUGGGUUUUCCCAGCCACUCUGGGUGGCUUACAGCACAUUAAAAAAUGUAAAAUAUUAGACAUAAAAAAUUUCCAGAUACAGGGUUGCCUUCAGAUGUCUUCUAAAAGUCAGAUAGUUGUUGAUUUCCUUGACAUCUGAUGGGAGGGUGUUCCACAGGGUGGGCACCGCUACUGAGAAGGCCCCUCUGCCUGGUUCCUUGUAACCUCACUUCUCACAGUGAGAGAACUGCCAGAAGGCCCUCGGAGCUGGACCUUUGACGGCCACUCCCAGUCACCAGUCUAGCUGCUGCAUUCUGGAUUAGUUGUAGUUUCUGAGUCACCUUCAAAGGUAGCCCCACGUAGAGCGCAUUGCAGUAGUCCAAUGGCUGGUAGGAUAACCAGGACAGCAUCAGGGAUUGGCAUUGCCAGAUAACCUCCUGAGACAUCUAUUCCAGUUGGCCCCAUGCUCCGCUGCCAGUCCCUGGAACUUCCUGGCCCUUCAGGUCAUAUCAUAGAAUUGUAGAGUUGGAAGGGACCCUGUGGAUCAUCUAGUCCAACCCCCUGCAAUGCAGGAACAUGCAGCUGUCCCUUGUGGGAAUUGAACCUGCAACCCUGGCGUUAUCAGCACCACGCUCUAACCAGCUGAGCUAUCCAGCAGGACUUCCCGCUUUACUUUUUCUACCAGUUCACCUUCCCCCUUGAAGUAAGCGAUCAGUAAGAGGAGUCAGGAGGAGCAACGUAUACAUACCUUUUUGUCUUCUUCUGGGGAGAGAUGGAUUAGGCCAGGCAUAGGCAAACUCGGCCCUCCAGAUGUUUUGGGACAACAACUCCCAUCAUCCCUAGCUAACAGGACCAGUUGUCAGGAAUGAUGGGACUUGUAGUCCCAAAAUAUUUGGAGGGCCGAGUUUGCCUAUGCCUGGAUUAGGCCCAGAGUGAAAGGCAAACAAAUAGGAAAUAGUGGGGGGGGGGGGGGAGGACCUGGGCCCAUGCAGGGAGAGGGAGCCCCUCUUAUCCAAACCCAAGUGAACGAUGCUCCAACAAACUUCUGAAGUGCGUCAGCAUCAGUUACAGUGAGUGUCAUUUCAAAGGCUUUGAAACACGCUGUCAUUUCUUCCAUCACUGGCUUGGGUAAGAUAGACUGCAGCAGGUUGAAGAUAACUGGACUAGACCGACUUAAAGUGAUUUCAAUAUUAUUCACUGAGAGGCUAGAACACGACCGCCUGAAUCCAUGAAUAUUUGUGGAAUCGUUGGAACGGAUCUGGGUCUAACAUCUCCCUGAAGAAAGGCAGGGCAGAAUGUGUGUGCUUUUGUUAAGUUGGACACUUGUGAACAGGGUUUUGAAGAGGACCCAAGCAAAAGUGGCUGUAACGUUUCACUGAAAUGAUGAGUCCAUCGGCAGGUCAAAGACAGAGGGGGUUGAGUGUCCCUAGCAACGGUCCAUCUUCUGCGAUAACUUUUCCUAGUGAUUCACAUAUAAGUCUAAGAUAGGCCAAGGGGGAAGAAACACAGAAUUAUGGUGUGUUUUAAAACUGGAAAAGAGGGGGAAAGAGUCAUGAUCAUUCAUGGGUUUUAAUAUAGCAGGUGAGGAUGAAAACAGCUUUUCAUUCUGCUAAGCUAUGCUUCUGCACAGAGGACUAACUCUUUUAUGGAUUGCUGUCCUCAUUUUUUUCUUACUCAGAAAUUCCAACUGGGAAGGAUUGCAGCAAGAUUAUUUUUUCCACAGGUUUUUUAAAAAAUGUAUCCAACUCAUCUUGUCUCAGUGGAGUCCAUGAUACGUUUUGACAUGGAAUUUGCUGAAGUCAAUAUAGUUGGUUUGGGGGUCUGUUGUUUUAUUUUAAUGUAAGUACAUUUUGCAUGAGGCAUUUUUGAUGGGGGGUGGGGAGCAGCAGUUUUAAUCCUAGUUACAUUGGAGCUAAAUACUAAAGCAUAGAUAUGGAAAUCAAUGAAGCACCGCCUGAAUUGUCUGCAACAUAAUAAAAUAUGGAUCAAAGGGCUGUUGUACUGCAAACCGCAGGAGUGUGUAUGCUAGCUCUAUUUGCCACCAACAUUUCUUAAAAUAAUAUUUGCUUUUUAUCUCACCUAGAUGCUCAGCCUACAGAUGGAGAGAGGGAAGUAUGGAACCAAGUCAAUGCUGUCUUACAAGAUUCGGAGAGCAUGCUUUCAGACCUGCAGUCCUACAAAGGAGCGGGACAGGAAAUUAGAGAUGUGCGUUAAACCAUACUAUGGCACCCCCACCCAAAAAAAAAACCGAGGAAGGAAAAAUUAAACACUAGUCUGGAAUAUUUCUUUUCCUACCCAAGCAAAUACAGUCAUACCUCUUGUUACGUUUGUUUCAUGAUAUGUUUUUUCAGGUUGUGUCCCGCAGUGACCUGGAAGUACAGGAAAGUGUUACUUCCGGGUUUCGCCACUUGUUCAUGCGCAGACGCGCAAAAUGACGUCUUGCACAUGUGCAAAAACGGCGAAUUGCGACCCAUGUGUGCGCAGACGUGGGUUGCGUUCCUUUCAGGUUGCAAACAGAGCUCCUGAAUGGUUCCCGUUCGCAACCAGAGGUACCACUGUACAUACAAUAUUUCUUUUUUUUAAUAAAAAAAUGGUCAUAAUUAUGUGAAAUUAAAACUAAAAAUGACAAGAAUUUUCCUGUCUACUGAACAAAUCUCUUCUGGAGACAAACGGUUAUCGAUGCAAUCAGGCUACUGAACGAAGUCAAGAACCUCAUUGAAAUUUAGGAUUCCAAAUUAAAAACAGAUUUUCUAGAUGUGCUUGUGCACGCAUAUAUCUGCACACAGAACACACGAUUAUGUGUAUCUCCGCAUGCAUGUGGUGUGGAUUAUGUUUACCCCUGCAUGCGGGCGAGACAAGAUUGCAAAGAGCUUUUGCGAAGGCUGUUAUUUAUUAAUGACCCCGAAGAUGAAUGAUGGAGUCUGAGGACUACACGUUGGCUGAAAGCUUUCCAGUGCUAAAUGGUGCGACGUCAAAGAUGGACUUAAAAGCGGCUUGGCUUUUGGUCUGUGUGUGGCGUUUACAAAACCUCUUGAAUGGUUUUGUUCUUAAUUUAUACGACGCCAUCCGUGCAUGAAGUGUUAUGGAGUAACAUGUGCAGAAAAUAAACCUCUAAGUAGGUUCCUGCCCCAGCGAGCUUGCAAGCUUCUUUGGGGGCAGUAGACCCAAUCGAGGUGAGGGGAAGGAAGGAGAAAUGGGGCUGAAUCAGAUGAAAUGGUUGGAAUAUCUUACAGGAACAUAGGAAGCUGUUGGGUGAUUGAUCCAUCUUGACUAUACUAACUAACAAUGGUUCUCAAGAAUUUCAGGCAGGGGACAUUCCCAGCCCUACCUGGUAAUGUCAGGAAUCAAGCAUGCAACACUGAUGCUCUUCCACAGAACUAUGUCCCUUCCUCUAACUUAGUUGUUGACAUCCGUCUGUCUCGAGAGAAUAAGAAUGCACCUCUGGGGUUGAAGUCAAACCCCGAAGGGACCUCCCUGGAGCACGGGGGACCUGUGCUUCCCAGAUUGACAAGACCCCCCUCUUGGCCUGAUGUGGUCCAAAGGAAAGCAGAGCAAUACGUUUGGCACCAUCUUGGCUGCAGGAGUUGCCGGAAUGAGACGUACAAGGCACCAUCCAGCUGUCUUAGGGACUCGUCUCUGGAUUUGUGUAGGGUUCACUCCUUAGCCUUUCCUUCUUGCAAAGAUAUCAUGCGAGACAGCAGAUCCGAGUUUUCCUUCUGCUAGAUGGGCUACCUCCCGAGGUUGACAAGCCCCACCUGCCCCUAACUUUCCGCUCUUGUUAUACAAGCAUCAUUUUGAGAUAUUUUAUAUUUAAAUAUAGAGGCAAGCAGCAAGUCCUCUUUUUUGUUCUUUGCCAGCCACCUGAUGUUGAUCAAGGUAUCGUUGUUUUCCAGGCAAUACAAAACCCCAAUGAUAUCCAACUUCAGGAGAGAGCCUGGAACUCAGUGUGUCCUUUGGUUGUGAGGUUGAAGCGGUUCUAUGAGUUUUCUCUCCGGCUAGGUGAGGAUCUGCCUAUUGUUUCCAAAGAAUUUGUUCACCUCUGAUGUUUUGGGUGCAGCCUUUCCCAACAUGCUGCCCCCAGCCAGGAUGGCCGGUGGUUAAGGAUUAUGGGAGCUGUAGUCCCAGCAACAUCUCUGGAGGGACCACAGGUCAGGAAACCUGGUUUAGUGUGUUGCUGAACAACCCUCUGCUCUGCUGUUUCGAUGGUGGUAUUUGGUUCCCUCCGCCCUUUGGUGUAUGUCUUGCACUUAGAACGAAGCAAUUGUGCAUUCCCCUGCCCUUCAUUUAAAGCAAUGUUUCCCAAACUUUGGUCUCCAGCUGCUUUUGGACUACAAUUCCCAUCAUCCUUAGCUAACAGGACCAGGAGUCGGGGAUCAUGGAUAUUGUAGUCCAAAAACAAGUUUGGGAAACUCUGACCUUAGAGGCUUAUUUUUAACCUUAAAAACCCCUUUGAUAUUGUUUGUAAUGGAGCUGUAUUGCCAGACGUCCGUAGGCAAGAGACUGAUACCUCUCAAUCAUCAUUUGGUGAAGAAAAAGCAAUUAAAGAUGCCCAUUCCACUAACAAUAUCAUACCUUAAAAAAAAAAAAUAUUCAUUACGUCUCCAUAUUGUAGAGUUGGAAGGGACCCCCGAGGGACAUCUAGCCUAACCCCCUUCUGUGCCCACCAUGGGGCUCGAACCCACAACCCUGAGAUUCAGAGUAUUGUGCUCUGCCAACUGAGCUAUCCCAGCAAUCCAACUCAAUUAAGAUGAUAGGCUUUCUUCACCCAGAAGUAACUUUUAUUAAGUUUUUCCAUGUGUAAAAGAUAUUUUGCACAUUUACGUAGUUUAGGGAAGGCCAAACAGUUCCGUUUGUAAAAAAUAUUUACCCAUGAGUCUUGUGCUAGUGGAAAAAUAGGUUUGCACGUUUGUUUGAAAUGCUCUCUUUUUAAAGAAAUGCGAGACAUAUAUCUGCAAUUUCACUUGUUUUUGCUUUCCUCCCUUCUUCGUCUUCAGAGAAAGCGCUGCAGAGUUUACUGGAAUCCUUGACCUGCCCUCCCUAUGCACCAACUCAGCACUUAGAGCGAGAGCAAGCCCUAGCAAAGCAGUUUGCAGAGAUCUUGCAUUUCACUCUCCGCUUUGACGAACUCAAGGUAAGGACGAGGGCGGGAUGGUCAGCUAACACAUAAAAUGUUUAAGGGGCUUUUUUGGGUUAAGAGCGCCGGAAGCUUAUUUUUCUUGAUUUUUAAAUUUUAUUUUCCCCUUUUAUUUUCGUACCAAGAUGAGAAACCCCGCAAUACAGAAUGACUUCAGCUAUUAUAGGAGGACGUUGAAUCGCAACAGAAUAAACAAUAUGCACGUAAGUGAAACGUCGUCAUUGCUGUUGUUAAUUCAGUUUUUAUACCGCCCUUUAUUCAAAGAUCCCAGUACAUAAUUUACGGAGCAUAGUAAUAAAAAGCACUGCACAAAAGCAUAAUAAUAAAAUAAUCAUAAUAAUAAUAGUCCCCACCCCACCCCACAUUCAGCAGGCCAUAGAUUAUUUAAUGGCCAAAAACCUGGUUUCCAUUUGGGGCUGCUGCUUCACUAGAAGACAAUCUGGCAAUGUGGGAAGCUGGUUUAUACUAAAUACAGUCCACCUACCUCAGUUUUUCUGCACCACCAGGUGCAUGAGUGGCCCACCAGGGUUUCAAUAGGAGUCUUUCUCUGUUCUGUCUGGAGAUAGAAGGGAUGAUGAUGAUGUAUUUUACUUUGCAAUGCCAUGUGUUUUCCUGUUCACUUGCUGUAUCUGCAAUCAAGGCAGAUUUCAUUUUUUUGCACAAGAACUUGGUAACAGCACAUCCCUUGUUUCGGGCAACAGGUUGGGCACAUGUGGUUUGCACAUAAGGCGAAGCCACAGUUGGUUGAGGCAAAGUGGUGUCAACCUCUGAACCUAGCCCAGCAGACAAAGCAUGGUUUGUUUGCUUUCUGGCAGCAAGCCACAGUUUGAAGCCAUGGGUUUGUUGUUGACAUGAAACCGUGGCUUGUUUGAACUAUCAUUUGGUGUCACGUCUGAACCCAACAGUCUUGCACGACCCAUGGUUUGUGUGGCCCCUCCAAGCUACAGAGAGGAGAAGAGCUGGAAAACAAACCAAAGCUUUUGAGAAAGAGGCGGUGCCUUGUUUGCUCAUCAAGGAGACAACUCGUGGUUUGUUUACUAAGCUGGGGCUUAGUGUUAUGCGCAAACGCACACAGCAACUUCUUCUUAAAAAAAUCAGUGUUCCCUUGUGUUUUCAUCAGCUCGGCAUUGAGAGCGAAGUGAACAACGAGAUGGCUAACAGAAUGUCCCUGUUUUAUGCAGAAGCUACACCAGUGCUGAAAACACUGAGCAAUGCCACAACACAGUUUGUUGCAGAAGUGAGUGACGAUCUAAUAUUUCUUUCAAAAACCAAAAACCAAUAGCAUAUUACAGAGAAAUAUUGAAUAACUGACCUUUUUUUUUGUUGUUGUUAUUGUUGUUGGUUUGGUUUAACCUCUGCAGAACAAAACCCUACCAAUCGAGAAUACGACAGAUUGUCUAAGUACGAUGGCCAGUGUAUGUAAAGUCAUGCUGGAAACGCCGUAAGUUAGAUAUGAGCAGGGAAAAUAAAUGUCGCUUUGUUUGUUUGUUUGUUUGUUUUAAUAGUUCAAAGAAAUGUAACGAAAGCUUGUAAUUGAAUACUACUUUUAUAACCUUUGGGGAAGCUGGAGACAGGUAGCCAUUAUUUCGGAGAUUAUGAAAAAGACCAUUCCAUGUACUUUUACUCCAUUGUCAUUUCUGGUAAACUGGUUUUGCGUGACUUUAGAAUCAUGUUUGAGCAGAGACUAUGGUGGAACAAAAGAAAUGAGUGUAUCUUUACACGCUGCUGGUAAUGAUGUCUGUUGCAUAUGUGGUAGAGCUAAACCAAAAGCAGCAGCUCCGGGUCAUCAUCUUCUCUCUCCCUUGUAAUAUCUAGGGAUAGUCAUAGUGCCAUGAUGUGUCAUGGUUUAUUUUUUAAAAUACAAAUCCAUCCCGGUUUAGACGAGCUUUUGCACUGUUGGAAAAAGAAGAAGAAAGUCUUUCUUUUCCCAGCUUUCUCUGAGGGCCACAGUGCUCUGGCUUUGUCCUUCUGAUAAAUAUUUAAAGUUGGAGAGGGAAAGAAAAAAGAAAAAAAAGUUACGGCAGGACCAAAAAAAAGAGGGAGGGGUCAAAUAUCUUUAAAACAGGUCACUUUCCACAUGACUUACCCUUUUGGUCAAUUGUGUAUUUUUACAAGCGUUGAUGUUUGAAGAUUGGUCAUUCUGUCAGGGAAACCUAAUGAACCUUGCACUCAUCACCCAGGCUGACAUGGUUACACAUAGACAAUGCAAACAUAUUCAAUCAUCAUCUUUUUCUUAAUUUAUUUUUAAUUGCGCCUUUUGCUGCCUCCUCAGUUGGAAUGUGUGGCAGAAGUAAUUUUUUGGACAGUCCUUUGAUCUUAGGACAGAGGGGUGGGGAGCCUGUGGCCAUCUAGAGGUUGCCGGACUCUUAAUUCCCAUUUGCCGCUUCCAACAUGGCCAGUUGUCAGGAAUCACCAGACGUGGGGAGCACAAGAAAACUCAGAGGGGCACACACAGAUUCCCCCACCUCCGUCUUUGGAGAUUCAGCCAUGCUUUGAAUCUCUUCUUUAAAAGGUCACCUAAGAUGUGGACUUUUUAUUGCAUCCUCGGGCGCCCUUUGUCAUUACCUGUGGAACAACAGAGACAUCAUUAUCAGUUGGGAAAUAAAGGGAAGGCACUGAUUUCUGCUACCCUGUUCCCAGUCCCAAGAAAGCUGGCCAAGUCUGGAGCCUGAUGUUGGCAUCCCCUGAGGCAAUGGGCCUGUCUCCCUUCCAGGCACCUCUAUGCUGGCAGUGGCUGUUUCUGAGAGGCACAGUGAUGGACAAGGUGAUGGAAGCCCACCAUGCAAGCUGAGACCUCUGACUCUGCCAGUUGGACCCAGGGUCCAGCAAUGGAGGAAGUCUCUGUACAGCCACGGGGUGGGGUGCAAGUAUUAGAAUGGAAAGGCCAGACCCCCACCCCCUUCCAACAGCUACCCCUCAUCCCUGCUGGUGGGACAACUGUGCCAGCGUACCAUGGGGUCAGGGGCAGUAGAUGUGUCGAUUUGCCCAUGGUCUGCCCUGUCAGCCGUGUUUAUUGGCAGUUUUCUUUUAACUCUAUUAGAUUGUGUCUCGAGGUUCCUGUGCUGCUUUGAAAGUGAAGGUUUUAAUUUGAAUAGAGGCAGAAUAACAGCGUUUUCUCCCCUUCCGCAGAGAAUACAGAAGUAGGUUCACCAGUGAAGAAACCCUCAUGUUCUGCAUGAGAGUGAUGGUUGGCGUCAUCAUUCUCUAUGACCACGUCCAUCCCGUGGGAGCGUUCUCCAAAGCCUCAAAGAUUGAUGUAAGAAUAAUGAAUGGCAAGGUGUUGCAAUCCCCUGCAAAAGCUUCAUGGGGUGUUCUGAAGGAAGCACUUCAAUUCAUGUUGUCUUCUUCACUAGCGGUUUGAGGCAUCAGUCACAUGAGCCACACUUGUAGCCUUUGGAAAAUGACUUCUUUUGCACGUUUGCUUUUCAGGAUGCAAAUUUAACUUGCAAUGGAGAGCUUGGCACGUGGUCCCGCGCAAAUUUCAGUGUAGCCUGUGACACUGAAUAAAAGCGUAAUACAGUCAUACCUCAUGUUACGUUUGCUUCAUGUUACGUUUUUUCAGGUUGUGUCCCGCGGCGACCCGGAAGUACUGGAAAGAGUUACUUCCGAGUUUUGCCGCUCGCGCAUGCGCACAAGCGCUAAAUUGCGCUUCAUUCAUGCACAAAAGGGCUAAAUUGCGCUGCGCACCUGCACAACCAGAGGUACCAAUGUGGCAUUGAAAUCCAACACACAAACACACAAAUAAUUAAAAACAUCAGCCUUCUUCCACAAAUGACUUCUAUAGAAUACAUGUCUCCACCAAAGGCUCAACUAUACUCCCCACCACCCACAAUUUGCCCCUGAUCCAGAUAGGAUGCUAGUGUAGGGAUAAGGAAGACUAUAAACUUUUUUUUCUGUUUCAAAUUGAGGGUCUCGGGCUUAUGAUUUUCACUUGGGUGGUGGAAACAACCAUUGAAGUAAACAGGGUUUCCCCCCAGUGCAAAUUGCAGGCCCAGGGGGCUGACCAGAAUCAGGACUGCAGUUGAGGGUAGAGGAUUAAAGCUCCACCCACAGCUUCCCCAAGGAAGGUCCUGAUCCAGAUCAGGGAGCCCACACUGACAACUUAGAUAAACCGAAGAGUGACUACACUUCAAGGCAUAGCUACAUAGCUAACGUAAUGUCCAGUUUGUCCAGGUAGUUACUGACAGCCAGCACAGAUCCCUUGGUGCAGGUGUUAACUUGCAGAUGUGAACAUGUUACUCCAGUUUGAAUCCUUGGAAGGGACCGCCAGGGUCAUCUAGCCCAGCAUUUCCCAACCUUGGGCCUCCAGCUGUUUUUGGACUACAACUCCCAUAAUCCUCAGCUAGCAAGACCAGUGGUCAGGGAUGAUGGGAAUUGUAGUUCGAAAACAGCUGGAGGCCCAAGGUUGGGAAACACUGAUCUAGCCCAACCCCUUACAAUGCAGGAAUCUUUUGCCCAGUGUGGGGCCUUCAACUCUGAAAUUAAGAGUCUCGUGCUCUGCCAAUGGAGCCAUCCCACCAGUCUAACUGCUGCGUUCUGCAUCUUCAUCUUCUAAAACAAGCCCUGCAGGCAGCGCACUGCAGUAAUUAAGUCUCACGAUUACCAAUGCAUGAACAAUGGCAAUCAAGUUGUCCCUGUCCUGGAAACUGCUGAAAUGCACUCCUUGAGAAAGACUCUGCCGUCCCAUCAGGCAUACUAAUAGCAAAUUCAUUCUGUGAGCGUGAAUUUUGUUGUAACCCAAACAGUGUCAUUUGCACACAUGAGCAAGGUAUCAGCAGGCUUGGGAGAACUUGAAUGUUCCUCCCCUUCCCAAAUCUCAACGAUGACUGUGUGUACUUAGUGGCUUUGCACAAUACAGUGGCUGGUAAAUCUUGGCUCUGAAGGCAACAAGUUCUGAAGGCACCAGGUUCAGGUUCUAUGCAUAUUAUGGGUAGGACUUUCCCAUCUGUUCUUUCCCAGCAGGGGAGGUGUUGCUGUGACCUAGCACAUUUUUAGGAAACAACAUUCAAGGAAGGUCCACACGUUCUGACCUGUAGAUUAAAAGUGGUCCGUUCAGUUCUCUUACACUUUUUUUGGUAUUUCAUGCAUGCAUCCAAAUAGUAGCCCUUAUUCUUCCAUGUCUUCUCUUCUUCGCAGAUGAAAGGCUGCAUAAAGGUUUUAAGGGAAGAGCCAGCAGACACAGUUGAAGGCCUUUUGAAUGCUCUCAGGUACCCAUUAUGUUUGCCUAUCUUCAUUUUGACCAUCUGAUUGUCCAUCGUGUUUGAUUUACCACACCGGAAGUGUAACAAAAUAAUAAAAGUUGCUGGACUGGAUAUCUCCUCAAAAUCACUUCUCUGGCAUAUUCCCCAUCUUACCUUAAUAGCACAUGUCAAUUUAUCAUUAAUAGCUAUAUCCCACACCUUUUUAUACCAUUCUUCCAUUUUAUAUUAUGUAUUUUUAUGCAGGUAUGUUCAUACAUGGGUCUUCCUGUAUUUGUUUAUUUAAUACCAUUUACCUUAUUCAUUUAAUUUGAUGGAUGCUGUUUCCCUCAUUGUUGCUGUUAAUCAAUGCACUCAUUUAACUUCGCUUGCCUUUAUUUAAUGUCGUUGGGCCUUUCAUAGCUUCUGGGACCAAACUUGCUAAGACAACCACAGAGAGCAUUAAUUUGAAUAAUCUAAAGCACUUUGCGUGUUCAGAGCUGCAAUCCUGAAUACGACGGGACCUGGGGGGGGUUGUGUGUGUGUGUGUGUGUGUGUGUGUGUGUGUGUUUUUAUGUGCAUAAGCAUUGCUCUGUAAAGUUGCUGCUUUAUCAAGGCACAUGACAGAGCCUGAAAUUCACAGGAUAGUCUUUUGACUCUGUCUUUGUAACUUCCAGGUUCACCACGAAACAUCUGAACGACGAGUCUACUUCGAAACAAGUUCGAGCUAUGCUUCAGUAGCCCCCUCCUUUUGACAAAUGGACUUUUGUAUUAUUUAGAAAAAAAAGAUGUUUGUUUACAUAAUUUAAUAGUGUGUGGUGUUAAUACAUCUGCCUACUUUGCAUAACAUAAUGGCUGGUUUUAUUCUCCUUGAUGCAGUCCGUGGACUUGUAUCGAUAACCUGACCGACUGACUCCGUAUGGUACAGCGUCCAGUUUAUAUGCUAGUCUUACCACUUGGCAGUUUAAAGAGGUACCUUAAUUUGAAUAUAUAAAUGACAAAAAAGGGGUCUAUGUGCCUUGCUUUUUAUGUGUUUAUUGGUUGGCUUUUGUCUGUGGAUGUAUGCAGUAAUUCUGUAUUGUCGUCUUCGAACCGUUCCACACAUGGAAACGUGCCAGUGAAGAUCUCGCUGUGGAAGCUUCUAGAACAGGGCUGAGGAACCUGCGGCUCUGCGAAUGCCGCUGGACUCCAGCUCCCAGAAUCCUCAGCCACCAUGGCCAAUGGCCAAGGAUUCUGGGAGGCUCUUCUGCUCUCCCUUCAAACCAGAUCUUCAGAGCAAUUGACUGCAGGCACUGUGGAGUGGUCAACACGUUCCAACCAUGGACACUUUCCUCUUGCAGAGAAAGACUCCUGACAGAGUUUUCGCUGGGUUUGCACUGAAACCUGUGCAUGCACGUUUAAUUUUUAAUAUUUUUUUAAGCUGUUUUAAAAUUUACGUAGUGUUGCGUCUGCAGUGUGCCUUUGGGCAGAUAGUUGGAAUGUAAAUUAUCGAUAUAAAAAAUAUACGGUGCCGUUUGGGUGUACUUAUCUCAAUUUAUCGAACAAGGAUGUCGGCGUGCUCCGGCCUCUUCGCUCCCACCUCCUUGGCAUGCCAGAGUUGUCGACACUUUUCCUGCGUGGAUUUUUAGCUUCCUGUUACAUCGAAACCAGGACCAGAACAAGCUAGGAUCUUAAACCGACUUCACACAAGAAGCAAGAAGGGCCAGUGCAAACAUGGGAAUGCUCAGGCACAAAGCAUGUGCUUCCCUCAGUUUAAUAACCUGAGAUGUACACUGGAAUCAGGACCAAUGAGAGACAGGCAAUGCUGUUGUAUAUAUAUCUCUGCCUAGUUUUAUAUGCUCUGUAUCAUACCGAUGGCACUGAGAGUGGCUUUGUUGUGUUUAGGGUUCCCUGCUUUUCUCUUAGGGAUUUGCUCCGCUGCUCAGAGAAUCAUGCAUGUGAUGGGGGGAUGCCACUCACUUUUAACAAUGCAACACACCAAUGUUGCGGUUUGCAUUUGUGUCCUUUCCCCCUCCCCACCCCACAAAUAUGCACAAGUUAAGGGUUUGCUCAUCUGGGAUAUAACCCCCAGUGGAAGAGAUCGGCUAGGUGCUAUUAUUUUGGACACUGUUUCUUGGAUUUAUCUUGCAUGAACGUCACAUUAUUUCAGGCUCACUUUGAGCUACUUGAAUGAGUCCAGAUCAGUAAUCUCUUUGUUAUCGUUUUGUACAUUUUGAAUGCUGCACAGCCGCCCUUACAGUUCAGUUUGAGCCAUGUGGAAAGUUUCUGAAAAUAAAUGCAAAAUAAAUAAUAAGCAGCUUUCUGUUUUCUCCACUACUACAUUUGGAUUUGGCAGGUAAAGUCCCACUUAUAUUUAUGGGGUAAAUUUAUGGCUGGCCGAGAAAGGGAACUGGAUGGCUGUAGAACCACAUAGGAAGCUUGCAAGGAACUGGUUCUCCAUAUAAUUUGCAGGAUGUACUGACCACAUCCAGUGCUUUUUUUUCUGGGGGUACGCAGGGAUACGCAUACCCCUAAACAUUUUGUGAAUCUUUGUACUUUGGUCCAUUUACUGUAUUUAUUUUUCCCAAUUUGAACUAUCUUUUCUUGAGUCAAAAUGAGAGUACCCCUAAACAUAUUUUUAGAAAAAUAAGCAUUGACCACAUCAGCAGAGGUCUUUUUUGUCAUAGCCUGAACUGCUGUGGUUAAAUCCUUGGCAUAAAGUUCAUUGUCAACAAAAAGCUAAUUUGGGGGGAAAUAAUGUUCACUUGAAUCCCUUUCCCGGCAGAAACUGUGUCACAGAGAUAACAUAAUACGAAUUUGACACUCAAACAUAUUAUUAAACAAGGAAGGCCUCUUUCCUGCCAUUGUAUGUAUGUGCCUAACAAACACGGGAUUACCAUUCACACAUGCCAACACUUUGCAUGAUGGGGGAAACCGACUGGAAGGAAAUACUCCCAGAUUGCACAUGUGAAAAGCCAUACUCUACAAAUCCCAAAGUUGUAUACAGUUUAGAAAGCAGUUGCAAGUGGGGUCUAGUUGCUAAUAAUUCCGGAUCUUUGGGGGAUGUUUCAUAUUACCUAUUUAUAACGACAUGAGAACCUACUUACUACAGACAAAAUACAGUUUUUCUUACACUUGGAAAUGAGGGCCAGCUUAUGUAAGCCAAACUCAUCGCACAGCAUUGUCUUUCUUGGGGUUUGCACAUUGUUGUGUGCUGUUUCACCACAUUGAAGUGGAAGGUGCGUAGACAUUAAUAGAGGGGAAGAAAGCAAGGAUUCCACUGUAAGCAAAGAGCCCAGUUGCUUACACAAAUGCCACCGAAUUCCUUUUACGGCUGUUAGCCACUGUGUGAAACCUGAGAGUUUACGUUAUUUUUUCUUGGCUGUCCAGAGUUCCCCAGUGUGACACUUCCAAGAAACAAAGAUUCUUCACUGUGAGCGGCAUUUGUUUUAUUUCCCACUGGAGUCCCAACUCAAGGAAUACUGAAAACCUUGUGCCAGUUCCUCUUUUGACUGCAUCUUCUGAGUGAUCUGCAGCAGCUGUGAGGUGGUUAGCUUAUAAGAUUUCAAAAAUAACAUCCCUUGCUUGUGUAUAUGGAAUAUGGUAUUCAUAUAUUUUGACCUUGUGCCGCAAUGAGUCUCUGUUUUCGUUCGAUUGUUUUGUAUUUUAUUUGUCUGAAUUAGACAAGGUUUGUGCAUGCUGGCUAGAGUGUGUAUGCGUUUAGGGAAAUUUUUGGCCCAGAAGGGUUCAGAAAGUGUUCUGGGAUAAUAAGUUACUUCCUACAAAUCCAGAAACUAAAUCUUCUGGAGUUGGUUUGACCACAUUAAGUUAUUUGGGAUCCGGCCUUUUUAGGUGCUUAGGGGCAAGAAUAGCUUUCUAUUUUUAUAUCUUUGAUAGGAUUUAGCACUAUGCAGCUUGAAUCUGAAGUUUGUUUUAAAUAAUAAUUACUGUCCGUACUUGAUGCUGUAGGGUGCAGGUAAUGCUUGGGUGCAGAACUCAAAAGUCUUGGCUGUUCUUCAUGCCCAUUGAUCCAACCUCUAAUGUUUUGGAACCAAUCCUCUUGAUUGAUUUUAUAUGUGAGAGUAGACUAAUAAUAAUAAUAAUAAUAAUAAUAGUAAUAAUAAUAAAAGACAGACAGUUUGUGCAUGCACAAACAGACAGACAAACAGAAAUUGCGGCACAUUGCUCCCCUGUAGGGCAAAUUCCUGCCUCGUUCAAAGGCAACUGUUGCACCCCUCAGUGAACUGGAAACUCAAGUCACCAAAUCUCUUGCCCCUUUUCCUAUAUUUUAGGCAGACCAUCCAACUUUCUAUUUUUAAAAAGUUGAAAAUGGCUCUGAGGCGGCGAAGGGUCAUCACUGGUUCCAGCCAAUCACAUUUGUGCACAGCCAGGCUCUGCUGCAAAUGUGUAGCCCUGUUCUUUUCCUUUGCUCAACCCAGGACAAGAUGUGGUCAGCACACAUCCUAAGUAGGUUCAUUGCUCAAAUUACAUACAAAUGUACAUACAUGCCCAAAGUAACAUAUUCCCUAUCGGGGGAAAUUGACAGUGCACAGCUCUAGACACAUGCAGUAGAUGUGACAGAUUUCCUUAAUUUUAUUCAUGGUUGAGGACUGAUUUUAACUGUAUUUGGAAUUAAUGUUUUAACAAUGGAGUUCUGUUUAUAAAAGCCAAAAGAAGAGAGUUAUUUGCCUUCUGUGUAAUAAAAAAAAGUUCAAAAAGC